Messenger RNA from Coregonus sp. 'balchen', 53133 nucleotides. The record is from the annotation of a GenBank genome assembly. Lineage: Eukaryota; Metazoa; Chordata; Actinopteri; Salmoniformes; Salmonidae.
UCAGGAGUGAAGGAGGGAGGCAGGGAGGGAGGCAGGAAAGGAGGGAGUGUGGGGUGUUUGCAGAGAGACCUGAUACCCACUGUGGACCUGCCUGCCUGCCUGGUGCCAGUGCCAGUUAAACACAGCCGUGCUGUUCGGUUUCACACCUUGUACCCCAGGGAACAGCUCAACCCUGUGGAAGGUUUGCACUAGAGGUCUUCAAGGGUAAAAAAAUGUGGACCUGUUCCGAAAUAGAUCUGUAUUGAUCCCAUCCGACCCGAUGUGCAUAAAUAUAUUUUUAAACAUAGACCCGUUCCGAAUGGACCCAAGGAUAGUCAGCCACGUUCCGAAAAGGCCCGUGGAAAAACAGACCCAAACAGACACAUGCCGGUUCAGAUCCAAGAGAGCAGUAUCCACACCCAUCGGAUGUAGUGAUCAUAAUAUAAUAGCCAAAUCUAGAAAAACCAAAGUUCCAAAGACUGGACCUAAAAUUGUGUAUAAACAAUCAUACAAGAGGUUUUGCAAUGAUUCCUAUGUCGAAGAUAUGAAAUAUUUGUUGCUCUGGUGUGUGUAAUAAGGAACAUCCGGAUGCUGCACUUGAAGCAUUUAUGAAACUGCAUCUUCCGGUUACUGAUAGGCAUGCACCCAUUAAGAAAUGGACUGUUAGAACUGCCAAAUCCCCAUGGAUAGAUGAUGAAUUGAAAAACUGUAUGGCUGAGAGGGAUGAGGCAAAGGGAAUAGCAAAUAAGUCUGACAACACAUCAGACUGGCAAACAUACAGUAAAUUGAGAAAUCACGUAACUAAACUAAACAAAAAGAAAAAGAAACUAUACUAUGGAACAAAGAUAAAUGAUAUAAAGAAUGAUAGUAAAAAUCUCUUGAGUACUUUAAAUGAAUUUCUAGGCAAAAAAGCAAGCUUGGCUCCAUCCUUCAUUGAGGCAGAUGGCUUGCUCAUAACAACAUUAUUUGAUAUUGCCAACCACUUUAAUAGCUUUUUUGUUGACAAGAUUAGCAAAUGUAGGUAUGACAUGCAAACAACAAAUGCUGAGCGUUCAUAUUCAUGCAUAAUGGACCAAAUAAUGAAAGACAAGCGCUGUAGUUUUAAGUUCCACAAAGUGGGUGUGGAAGAGGUGAAAACAUUUCUGCUAUCUAUAAAUAAGGACAAACCACCUGGUACCGACAACCUGGAUGGUAAAUUGCUGUGGUUGGUAGCAGCAAUUGUGUGUAUAUGUACUGAUAUGUAGGCUAUGUGUGACCUUUUAAAUGAAUGUAUUUCAGUCCUUGACUAAUAAUGUUCUGUACAACAGUACCAGUCAAAAGUUUGGACACACCUACUCAUUCAAGGGUUGCUCUUUAUUUUUACUAUUCUUUACAUUGUAGAAUAAUAGUGAAGACAUCAAAACUAUGAAAUAACACAUAUGGAAUCAUGUAGUAACCAAAAACGUAAAAUAAAUGUUAUUCAAAUAUAUGUUAUAUUUGAGAUUCUUCAAAUAGCCACCCUUUGCCUUGAUGACAGCUUAGCACACUCUUGGCAUUCUCUCAACCAGCUUCACCUGGAAUGCUUUUCCAACAGUCUUGAAGGAGUUCCCACAUAUGCUGAGCACUUGUUGGCUGCUUUUCCUUCACUCUGCGGUCCGACUCAUCCCAAACAAUCCCAAUUAGGUUGAGGUCGGGGGAUUGUGGAGGCCAGGUCAUCUAAUGCAGCACGCCAUCGCUCUCCUUCUUGGUCAAAUAGCCCUUACGCAAUCUGGAGGUGUGUUGGGUCAUUGUCCUGUUGAAAAACAAAUAAUAGUCCCACUAAGCCCAAACCAGAUGGGAUGGUGUAUCGCUACAGAAUGCUGUGGUAGCCAUGCUGGUUAAGUGUGCCUUGAAUUCUAAAUAAAUCACAGACAGUGUCACCAGCAAAGCACCCCCACACCAUAACACCUCCUCCUCCAUGCUUUACGGUGGGAAUUACACAUGCGGAGAUCAUCUGUUCACCCACAUCGCAUCUCACAAAGACACGGCGGUUAGAACCAAAAAUCUCCAAUUUGGACUCCAGACCAAAGGACACAUUUCCACCAGUCUAAUGUCCAUUGCUCGUGUUUCUUGGCCCAAGCAGGUCUCUUCUUCUUAUUGGUGUCCUUUAGUAGUGGUUUCCUUGCAGCAAUUCGACCAUGAAGGCCUGAUUCACGCAGUCCCCUCUGAACAGUUGAUGUUGAGAUGUGUCUGUGACUUGAACUGUGAAGCAUUUAUUUGGGAUGCAAUUUCUGAGGCUGGUAACUCUAAUGAACAUACCUCAUGAGAGCCAGUUUCAUCAUAGCGCUUGAUGGUUUUUGCGACUGCACUCUAAGAAACUUUCAAAGUUCUUGAAAUUUUCCGUAUUGACUGACCUUCAUGUCUUAAAGUAAUGAUGGACUGUCGUUUCUCUUUGCUUAUUUGAGCUGUUCUUGCCAUAAUAUGGACUUGGUCUUAUACCAAAUAGGGUUAUCGUCUGUCACAACACAACUGAUUGGCUCAAACGUAUAAAGAAGGAAAGAAAUUGCACAAAUUAAUUUUUAACAAGGCACAUCUGUUAAUUGAAAUGCAUUCCAGGUGACUACCUCAUGAAGCUGGUUGAAAGAAUGCCAAGAGUGUGCAAAGCAUCAAGGCAAAGGGUGGCUAUUUGAAUAACAUUUAUUUUACGUUUUUGGUUACUACAUGAUUCCAUAUGUGUUAUUUCAUAGUUUUGAUGUCUUCACUAUUAUUCUACAAUGUAAAAAAUAGUAAAAAAUUAAGAAAAACCCUUGAAUGAGUAGGUGUGUCCAAACUUUUCACUGGUAGUAAUGUAUUAUGUAAUGUUUCAUGUGGACCCCAGGAAGAGUAGCUGAUGCUUUUGCAGCAGUUAAUGGGGAUCCUUAUAAAUACCAAAUACCAAAUACCCAUUCAUAUCCGAGAGUAGAAAGAGAGAGAGAAAGAAACCUCAGACCGGGCACUGCCAGCUCCAUCAAUAAACAAGUGAUAUUGGCCAAAUUAUCCCUAGUUACUUGUCUUUAAAAACGGACUAUACAUAAAAAUAAAAAUAAAAGUAUUUGUUGUGUUUCGAUGUGUAGCAUAUUCAAAACUUUAUAGACUAUUGUUUUAUUUGUGUUUACUUUCCUAAACAAUAAUUGUCCACCUCAUGGUUCAGCUGUCAGAGAUUUGAACGCUAAAUGCAUCAGGGCAUUGCAUGCAUAUAGGCCUAUAGGCCUAGACAUCCACUGUAUGAUAUUAAUAUUUAAAAUAUAAAGGAAGAGAAGUUUAGGCCUAGCCCUAGAGCGACCGAGAGAAAGAUAGAGAUAUGCUGGCGCCAUGUUCCUGACACUGACAUGCAUUUAUACUUAUCAGAUAGGCUACUACUGCUAUACAGAUAUAGGCGUACAGAAGGAUAAGCAUUAUAUUGUUAGAUGAAACUGGUAGGCCUAAAAUUUCUUCCUGACCUCAAGUUCAGUUGUCAGAGAGAGUUGGAACGCUGGUGACCUAAGUCAAGUCAUACAAACAGGUUAUUAUAUUGCGGCAUUAAAUUAAGUUUUGCAUCUCGCCCUCUUUGGUUUUUCCUUUUUAUGGUUUGAGUGCGAGUAGCCCUAGAUAGGCCUACCGGUAAUUAUGUUAUAUUGCGGCAAACAUAACAUGAACUUAAUUUGGCCAAAGAAAAUGGCAAAAGAAAAUGAAACAAAACACUUGUUGCAUAAGCUAUUUAAAGAACUGGUUUAAACGUUCAAAAAUACCAACAAAGGCUAGUGCCUACCGUAGGCCUACCCAACAAAUGACAGCAAUAGCCUAAUGCUAUUUAUUUUACAACAGGCCUAUUUUUAACAUAUUUUUAAUCUUCAACUAAAUAUAGCACAAAAUAAAGACAGUUAGAACUUAAUAUAGCUAAUGAAAAUGUAUCAGCAAAAUGAAACAAAACACUUUUUGCAUAUAUACUGACCAAAAAUAUAAAUGCAACAUGUAAAGUGUUGGUCCCAUGUUUGAGCUGAAAUAAAACAUCCCAGAAAUGUUCGAUACUCACAAAAACCUUAUUUUUCACAAAUGUUGGGCACAAAUUUGUUUACAUCCCUGUUAGUGAGCAUUUCUCCUUUGCCAAGAUAAUCCAUCCACCUGACAGGUGUGGCAUAUCAAGAAGCUGAUUAAACAGGAUGAUCAUUAGACAGGUGCACCUUGUGCUGGGGACAAUAAAAGGCCACUAUAAUGUGCAGUUUUGUCACACAACACAAUGCCACAUAUGUCUCAAGUUUUGAGGGAGUGCGCAAUUGGCAUCCUGACUGCAGGAAUGUCCACCAGAGCUGUUUCCAGAUAAUUGUAUGUUAAUUUCUCUACCAUAAGCCGCCUCCAACAUCGUUUUAGAUUUAAAAGAUAAUUGCGUGUGAUAUUCAAUUGGAAGUUACGAUCUUGUCUCAUCGCUGCAACUCCCCAAAGGACUCGGGAGAGGCGAAGGUCGAGAGUCAUGCAUCCUCCGAAACAUGACCUGCCAAGCCGCGCUGCUUCUUAACAUACUGCUUGCUUAACCCGAAAGCUAGCCGCACCAAUGUGUUCGGAGGAAACACCGUCCAACUGACAACUGAAGUCAGCUUGCAGGCGCCGGGCCCACCACAAGGAGUCGCUAGAGAACGAUGAGCCAAGGAAAUCCCUCCGGCCAAACCCUCCCCUAACCCGGAUGACGCUGGGGCAAUUGUGCGCCGUCCCAUGGGGCUCCCGGUCAUGGCCGGCAGUGACACAGCCUGGGAUCGAACCCGAGGCUGUAGUGGUGCUUCAGCACUACAGUGUAGUGCCUUAGACCGCUGCGCCACUUGGGAGGCCGUUUUAGAGAAUUUGGCAGUAUGUCCAACCAGCCUCACAACCGCAGACCAUUUGUAAUCACACCAGCCCAGGACCUCCACAUCCGGCUUCUUCACCUGUGGGAUCAUCUGAGACCAGCCACCCAGACAGCUGAUGAAACUGUGGGUUUGCACAUCCGAAGAAUUUCUGCACAAACUGUCAGAAACCGUCUCAGGGAAGCUCAUCUGCGUGCUCGUCGUCCUCACCAGGGUCUUGACCUGACAGCAUUUUGGCGUCGUUACCAACUUCAGUGGGCAAAUGCUCACCUUCGAUGGCCACUGGCACGCUGGAAAAGUGUGCUUUUCAUGGAUGAAUCCCGGUUUCAAAUGUACCUGGCAGAUGGCAGACAGCGUGUAUGGCAUCGUGUGGGCGAGCGGUUUGCUGAUGUCAACGUUGUGAACAGAGUGCCCCAUGGUGGCGGUGGGGUUAUGGUAUGAGCAGGCAUAAGUUACAGACAACGAACACAAUUGCAUUUUAUCAAAGGCAAUUUGAAUGCAGAGAGAUACCGUGAUGAGAUCCUGAGGCCCAUUGUCAUGCCAUUAAUCCGCCGCCAUUACCUCAUGUUUCAACAUUAUAAUGCAUGGCCCGAUGUCGCAAGGAUCUAUACACGAUUCCUGGAAGCUGAAAAUGUCCCAUUUCUUCCAUGGCCUGCAUACUCACCAGACAUGUCACCCAUUGAACAUGUUUGGGAUGCUAUGGAUUGACAUGUACGACAGCUUGUACCAGUUCCCGAUAAUAUCCAGCAACUUCACACAGCCAUUGAAGAGGAGUGGAACAACAUUCCAUAGGCCACAAUCAACAGCCUGAUCAACUCUAUGCGAAAGAGAUGUGUUGAGGCAAAUGAUGGUCACACCAGAUGCUGACUGGUUUUCUGAUCCACGCCCCUAUCUUUUCUAAAGGUACAUUGAGUGUUGCAACCGAGGACAGAGGAUUUUUAUGGGCUACGCGCUUCAGCACUCGGCGGUCCCGUUCUGUUAGCUUGUGUGGCCUACCUCUUUGCGGCUGAGCCGUUGUUGCUCCUAGACGUUUCCACUUCACAAUAACAGCACUUACAGUUGACCGGGGCAGAACUUUGACAAACUGACUUGUUGGAAAGGUGGCAUCCUAUGACGGUGCCAUGUUGAAUGUCACUGAGCUCUUCAGUACGGGCCAUUCUACUGCCAAUGUUUGUCGAUGGAAAAUUGCAUGGCAGUGUGCUCGAUUUUAUACACCUGUCAGCAACGGGUGUGGCUGAAAUAGCCAAAUCCACACAUUUUAAGGUGUCCACAUACUUUUGUAGUGUAUCUGUGUCCAACAGAUGCAUAUCUUUAUUCAUAUGGAAUCCAUAGAUUAGGGCCUCAUGAAUUAAUUUCAAUUGACUGAUUUCCUUAUAUUUACAUUUACAUCCUUUAGCAGACGCUCUUAUCCAGAGCGACUUACAAAUUGGUGCAUUCAACUUAUGAUAGCUAGUGGGACAACCACUUUUUUAAAUAAUUUUUUUUAUGGGGGUUGGGGGAAGGAUUACUUUAUACUAUUCCAGGUAUUCCUUAAAGAGGUAGGGUUUCAAGUGUCUCCGGAAGGUGGUCAGUGACUCCGCUGUCCUGGCGUCGUGGGGGAGCUUGUUCCACCAUUGGGGUGCCAGAGCAGCGAAUAGCUUUGACUGGGCUGAGCGGGAACUGUGCUUCCGUAGAGGUAGGGGAGACAGCAGGCCAGAGGUGGAUGAACAUAGUGCACUCGUUUGGGUGUAGGGUCUGAUCAGAGCCUGAAGGUAAGGAGGUGCCGUUCCCCUCACAGCUCUGUAGGCAAGCACCAUGGUCUUGUAGUAGAUGCAAGCCUCAACUGGAAGCCAGUGGAGUGUGCGGAGGAGCGGGGUGACAUGAGAGAACUUGGGAAGGUUGAACACCAGACGGGCUUCAGCGUUCUGGAUAAGUUGUAGGGGUUUAAUGGCACAGGCAGGGAGCCCAGCCAACAGCGAGUUGCAGUAAUCCAGACGGGAGAUGACAAGUACCUGGAUAAGAACCUGUGCCGCUUUCUGUGUAAGGUAGGGUCGUACUCUGCGAAUGUUGUAGAGCAUGAACCUGCAGGAUCGGUUCACCGCUUUGAUGUUAGCGAAGAACGACAGGGUGUUGUCCAGGGUCACGCCAAGGUUCUUUGCACUCUGGGAGGAGGACACAAUGGAGUUGUCAACCAUGAUGGCGAGAUCAUGGAGCGGGCAGUCCUUCCCCGGGAGGAAGAGCAGCUCAGUCUUGCCGAGGUUCAGCUUGAGGUGGUGAUCCGACAUCCACACUGAUAUGUCUGCCAGACAUGCAGAGAUGCGAUUCGCCACCUGGUUAUCAGAAGGGGGAAAGGAGAAAGUUAAUUGUGUGUCAUCUGUGUAUCAAUGAUAGGAGAGACCAUGUGAGGAUAUGAAAGAGCCAAGUGACUUGGUGUUUAGAGAGAAUAGGAGAAGGCCUAGAACUGAGCCCUGGGGGACACCAGUGGUGAGAGCACGUGUUGCGGAGACAGAUUCUCGCCACGCCACCUGGUAGGAGCGACCUGUCAGGUAGGACGCAAUCCAAGAGUGAGCAGCGCCGGAGAUGCCCAACUCGGAGAGGGUGGAGAGGAGGAUCUGAUGGUUCACAGUAUCAAAGGCAACGGAUAGGUCUAGAAGGAUAAGAGCAGAGGAGAGAGAGUUAGCUUUAGCAGUGCCGAGAGCCUCCGUGACACAGAGAAGAGCAGUCUCAGUUGAAUGACCAGUCUUGAAACCUGACUGGUUUGGAUCAAGAAGGUCAUUCUGAGAGAGAUAGCAGGAGAGUUGGCUAAAGACGGCACGCUCAAGAGUUUUGGAGAAAAAAGAAAGAAGGGAUACUGGUCUGUAGUUGUUGACAUCGGAGGGAUCGAUUGUAGGUUUUUUGAGGAGGGGUGCAACUCUCGCUCUCUUGAAGAAGGAAGGGACAUGGCCAGCGGUCAAGGAUGAGUUGAUGAGCGAGGUGAGGUAAGGGAGAAGGUCUCCGGAAAUGGUCUGGAGAAGAGAGGAGGGGAUAGGGUCAAGCUGGCAGGUUGUUGGGCGGCCGGCCGUCACAAGUCGCAAGAUUUCAUCUGGAGAGAGAGGGGAGAAAGAAGUCAAAGCAUAGGGUAGGGAGGUGUGAGCAGGACCAGCGGUGUCAUUUGACUUAAUAAAUUAGGAUCAGAUGUCGUCAACCUUCUUUUCAAAAUGGUUGACGAAGUCAUCCACAGAGAGGGAGGAGGGAGGGGGAGGAGGCGGAGGAUUCAGCAGGGAGGAGAAGGUGGCAAAGAGCUUCCUAGGGUUAGAGGCAGAGGCUUGAAAUUUAGAGUGGUAGAAAGUGGCUUUAGCAGCGGAAACAGAGGAAGAGAAUGUAGAGAGGAGGGAGUGAAAAGAUGACAGGUCCGCAGGGAGUCUAGUUUUCCUCCAUUUCCGCUCGGCUGCCCGGAGCCCUCUUCUGUGAGCUCGCAAUGAGUCGUCAAGCCACGGAGCAGGAGGGGAGGACAGAGCCAGCCGGGACGAUAGGGGACAUAGAGAGUAAAAAGAUGCAGAAAGGGAGGAGAGGAGGGUUGAGGAGGCAGAAUCAGGAGAUCGGAGGGAGAAGGAUUUAGCAGAGGGAAGAGAUGAUAGGAUGGAAGAGGAGAGAGUAGCGGGAGAGAGAGAGCGAAGGUUGCGACGGCACAUUACCAUCUGAGUAGGGGCAGAGUGAGUAGUGUUGGAGGAGAGCGAGAGAGAAAAGGAUACAAAGUAGUGGUCGGAGACUUGGAGGGGAGUUGCAGUGAGAUUAGUAGAAGAACAGCAUCUAGUAAAGAUGAGGUCAAGCGUAUUGCCUGCCUUGUUAGUAGGGGGGGACGGUGAGAGGGUGAGGUCAAAAGAGGAAAGGAGUGGAAAGAAGGAGGCAGAGAGAGAUGAGUCAAAGGCAGAUGUAGGGAGGUUAAAGUCACCCAGAACUGUGAGGGGUGAGCCAUCCUCAGGAAAGGAACUUAUCAAGGCGUCAAGCUCAUUGAUGAACUCUCCAAGGGAACCUGGAGGGCGAUAAAUGACAAGGAUGUUAAGCUUGAAUGGGCUAGUGACUGUGACAGCAUGGAAUUCAAAUGAGGAGAUAGACAGAUGGGUCAGGAGAAAAAGAGAGAAUGUCCACUUGGGAGAGAUGAGGAUUCCUGUGCCACCGCCGCGCUGACCAGAUGCUCUCGGGGUAUGCGAGAACACAUGGUCAGACGAGGAAAGAGCAGGAGGAGUAGCAGUGUUUUCUGUAACUCAGUAAAAUCUUUGAAAUUGUUGCAUGUUGCAUUUAUAUUUUUGUUCAGUGUAUAAAGAAUGGUUUAGAUUCUUAAGUAGGCCUACAAUAAUAAUAAUUAUAUACUGUACAAUAAUAAUAAUAAUAAUGAUAAACAAAUGAUAAUAAAUAUGGAAAUAAAUAAAUACAAGUUUGAAAAUUGCAUCAAACCUGAAUAGCGAGUUGCACAUGCAGUCCAUUUGGCUGCAAUGUGUGAUGCAGUUCCCCCAAUAACAGCUCGUUUUCAGUUUUCCCCUCCCCACUCAGACCACCCCCAGACAGUCCUAGCAAAAUUAUUACUUGAGAAAUCAGGACUGAAUGGUACUACUGAAUGGCUUGGGGAAGGUGGAGGCUCGUACAGUGUUAAAUGGGGAAAGGGACAGUAGCUGUUGUCUUAGUCUGUGUCAGGUGGAUCAAUGUUUCCCCUAAGAUUUUUUUCAGCAGCGGUGCCAGAGUAGGCAGGUGGGGGCGUCUUCCUGGGGCAUACAUCUCUACAGCUACACAGUAGAUGGUGCGCCGCUGACGCUGCUAGAAGCAUAUAGGGAAAACACUGAGUGGAUGAAUAAGAGACAAGAGUUUAGCACUAGCAUCCAGAAGUAUGUUAGCUAGAUGAAAAACAUGUAAAGAAAGAUUUCAUUGUUCUGCUAGUGCUAAUUCACCAUGAAAGAGAUCAUUGUGUUUGCACAAUUACACAUAUAAAGUGUGUAGGUGGAAGGAAGACCUGUGUUCACACAUGGCCCCUAGGAGCUGCCAACAGUGUCCUGCUGCAUCCCACCUCCCCUCCUCUGUCUUCUAACGCCAAUAAGGAAGUUGCAUUUAGGAUUUUAUCGCCUCGGAAACUGCUCAAAUAUUUCAAUCUGGUUCCCUAUAUCAUACAGCCCUAGUAGGGGCUUGUGUACGGACACCACAACAUGUGUGGAUCGUUACUGUGAGCUGCUUUAGGGCCCUUGGCAUUGUCCAGCAGUGUACACACACACAUUCAGUACAGUCAUUGGUUGAAACAUUGUGACACCAGUGUUCCUGUAUCACAGUCAUAGUAUUGCUAUGAAGCACACAGAGGAUCCUCAGCUGUUGGGUGUUCUAUAUGCUAAACAAAUUGUUUUCCAUGUUCCACCCUCUCUAUUCAGCCCAAGCCAUAUGAGGGUAAUCAGGGUAUUUGUGCACUUCUUUGUUAAUAAAAGACUGCUAACACAUGUUGGCUCUAAUAGCCUCCGUAUGUACGUAUACAUUACAUUUCUCGAAGUGCUGCUUCAUGUUUCCUUGAUUUAUAGUUGUCGACUUGAGGGAUGGGAGAUGAGGGGAAAAAAUGAUUUAAUCAAUUUUAGAGUAAGGCUGUAACGUAACACAAUCUGGAAAAAGUGAAGGGGUCUGAAUACUUUCCGAAUGCACUGUAGGACAUGUUUAAUGAAUACCACGGAGAGGUUUUUUCCCCUUUAUUUCUAAGAGCAUUGUUUCCCUAAGUCAGUAUUUUCUUCCGACCAAUAAUGCAGUGAUUGAAACCAUCCCAUAGCUCCUCUCCUAAUCCGGCUCAGAUAUCUCCUCUACAUGGCACAGCACAGGGAAACAGAUCUGGUCCUGGUUGACUAACAUGGAAAAGACCUGGUCCAGACUAACUGAUACACUACUGCACUGACUCCCUGUUCUCUGUCCUUGGCUGCAUAUGGUUCAAAAGAGGUCUCAAAACCAAGAGCUUCAUUAGUAGUGAGAGUAAGUAUACAAAGCCUUUAUAGAGGCUACAUAAAAAAUGGAGGUAAAUGUAAAGCUUUGUGUCUAACUUAUUCUUAAAAUACACACUUAGACUAACGAGGGCUUCAGUAUCUGAUGUUGACCUGUGACCUCUGGGUAAGCUGAUUUCCUGGCAGGUCAUCCCGCUCCCAGACUCUCCAGCUGUGCAAAGCAGGUCCUGAUAACGUCUUACGAAAGGAGUCGUCUUGGAAAGGGAGUGGGCCUAUGACCUACUAUUAGCCUAUGUUUGAAAACUCACUCUAAUCUCUGUGUGAGUCCCUCCCCCCUCUGUUCCUCCCUCAGUGACUCUGCCUCUUCUGAGACCCAGGGGGGAAAAAGCCAGUGGAUGUGUAUUGAUAGGGGAAAGACCGAAAUGUAAACACAGCCUACAAUAAACUCCCGCAAGUCUCACGGCCGAUUGAACUCAUGUAAACACCAGAAGGACUUUGAAAAGAAAGAGGGGGGAGAAUGAGAAGAAAGUGCGAGGGCACGGAUCAUUUCCCUUUAUGUGCGUGUGCGUACGCAUGUGUUUGUGUGUGUGUGUGUGUUUGUGAGAUUGUGGGUGUGUGUGUUUUUAUCAGAUAAUGAUAUGACCACCUGUGGCUUGUAUAUUUUAUUCUGAACAGGUGUGGAGGAGAACUGAAGCGUACGUUUCUCUUACCUUUUGUCUUGUUGAAUUUGAGUGUGCAUGCUAAACCUGCUCUGUGUGUGUCUCCUCCCCCCCCCCCCCCCCCCUCCCCACACUUUCUCUCUCUCUCUCUCCCUCUCUCUCUUUCUCUCGCUCUUCCUCUCUCCUCUCUCUCAGGAACUGGUGUCCCCAUACGGUCACUAAGACGGUGACUUGCCAGGUGCAGAAUGGGACAACCCUGCAGCGUGUCUACCAGACAUGUCGCUGGCCACAGGGAUGCACAGGGGGCAGGUGAGUCUGGGAUGUCUAACCCAUAACAAAGCAUGUCAAAACCUCACAGAACACACCCCACAUCUACACCUUGAUGAAUGAGCCACAAGAUCAGAGGAACUGUUUCAUCCUUACACUGUUUGUGAUAUUGGCCUGUGUGUGUGUUCCCCAGCUACCGGACAGUGGUCAGGCCCUCCUAUAAGGUGGUGUACCGCACCAUCAACUCUCUGGAGUGGAAGUGCUGUCCAGGCUACAGCGGCAUGGCCUGUGAAGAAGGUAAGAGGGCAACAGAGGUCAACAUCUUCUGGGAUUUAUGCACUUACAGAUUUCUCAGUUCUUCUCCAGCUGAGCACAUCUCUGUACUUUUCUGUACAUCUCUGUACUUCUCUGUACAUCUCUGUACUUCUCUGUACAUCUCUGUACUUUUCUGUACAUCUCUGUACUUUUCUGUACAUCGCUGUACUUCUCUAGUUUCUGGUCCCUGCCCCCUUCUUCUCUCUUUCUUUCUCUCUCUCUCUCUCUCUCUCUCUCUCUCUCUCUCUCUCUCUCUCUCUCUCUCUCUCUCUCUCUCUCUCUCCUCUCUCUCUCUCUCUCUCUCUCUCUCUCUCUCUCUCUCUCUCUCUCUGCUCCUCUGAUUGACUGGCAGUGCUCACAACUGAAAACACAUGAAUGUGAGCAGAACAAUGAGAACAUGAGGUUUUGGUGAGAGGAGAGAGAGAGACCCGAGGAGGUGAGGGUGAUUAAGGGCUGAGGUAGUGAAUCCUGUGCAUGUGAUAUGUAGUCCUGGAGCCUGGUUCUGACGCAACUCUGAGCGGGAGCCAGCCCCUCAGCCAUGUUGUGAUUGGAGAAACCGUGAAGACCAGACGGCUGCCAGGACUGCCUUGGCUUUCCCCCACUUCCUCCCUCUUUCCCUUCUCUCACUUCCCCUUCUCACUCUCUCUCUCGUUUGGUUCACUUUCUCUCACUCUCAGGUUUGAUAUCUCUCUCAUUUCUCUCUUUUAUCUCAUCCCUUUCUUCCUGUCUGUAAGUUAUCUUUUCUCACUUAUCUCAAGUUCAAUAAUGUAUCUUUGUCUUCGUUCCAUUCCCCCUUUCAGCAUAUCUCUCUAUCUCUAUCUUUCUCUAUGUUAUCCAGUUUUCCCAGUUCCUCACUGUUAGUCUCUUAGGAGUUUCUCAAAACGAAUAUAUGAGUAACAUGGAUAAACACUAGGAUCCCCCUCUGUUGGCCUGCAUCAUAACAAACUCACUCACUCUCCAAUGGUCUAGAGAAACCUCACAUCAGCAUCUUAGGGCAGAGCCAACAGCCUCCAGUUUAUUCAUCUUUUACGUGUCCAACUUUACAGUUAUUGAAUCGAUUAUUUUAUAUGGUUUUGAGUUUUAUAGUCCAUCUGCAAGUAUGGUGUCAUCCCCUUAAAGUGCUAUGCUAACACUCUGUUAUUGUUAUUCUGAUCCUUUCAACUCCAGUAGCUCCCCCUGCCUACGCUCCACACACACUUCUCCUCACACCUCUCACCCAGAACAGAACAGAGCCUAAUGAUUUCCCUUGGCGCUGGCUGGGACCCUGUCUGGUGUAGAGGGUGGAGUGACUGUUUGCCCCAGGACCCAGGGCUGAUUACAAUAACCCUUUACUGUGAUAAAACGUUGACUACUCAGUGGUGUUGACAUGGGACUGCUGUUUCCCUCACUAGCCAGCCCACUCCUCCCAGGUGAGCUAACAGUCUCUCUGGGGGCCUCACAGGGGCCCAGUACCUGCUGGAGGGUGUUGUAAUAGGGCCUCAUUUGGGAGAAAUUACUCCACUUUUCCCACCAGCACACCCUUUACACAGCCUACGGCUGUGGCGGUCACGAAAUUUCGUCAGCUGGUGAUUGUCAAGCAAAUAACCGUCGGUCUCACGGUAAUUGACCGUUAAUUAACAUAAACACAUUUAGCAUCUCCUGGCUUCCACACAUAGCCUACAAGCCACUAAUGCAGACCUUUGGAACAUCUACAUUUAAAAAAGUCUAAUAAAUCCAUGUAAUAUAGCCUCCUCAUCUUGUUGGCUGACGAAAAGUAAAUGUGGACAGUUCUUCCAAUAUCUUCAAUAUGCACCUCGGAAUUGGAUAAGGACGCACGCGAGGUGCAUAUUGAAGAUAUUGGAAGAACUGUCCACAUUUACUUUUCGUCAGCCAACAAGAUGAGGAGGCCUAACGAACAGCAAAAGCACUAGCCUAUGUCAAUCUACUAUCCCCCAUAGUACAAAAGUCGACCUAUUCUGUGUGAGACAUAAAUAUUCCAAACAUAGUCUGGGACAGUUGUGGGAUGCGAAAGAUCCCAAAUUAAUACAACCACUAGUAUCAAAAAACCUUUUUUACACAAUGUGGCUGACGCAACAGAUCAGAACGUUUAGCUUAAAAUGUUAUUUCUUCACAUAAUAAGCGCAGCAAUGCGCACAUGGCAGUAGGCUAUAAGCACAAAUGUUCCAUUAGCGGGAAAACACCAUUAUCAAAAGUGACCGCAAAUGCAAUUAAGCAUGUAAUGCUUUUAUUAUAAAGGUGCAUUUUUAUGGUGAAAAUUAUCUUCCCCAAACUUGAAACUCACACGCUGCUUAUGUAUGCCAGUUAGGCUCUAUACCCCUUGUAAAGCGGAUUAAUGUGCUUGAUUUUAAGAAAUUAUUUGGCCACUUUAGUUGUGAUACAAACCUUAUUACAGUUUUUCUCAAUUGCUAAAACACAAUUUCUGAAACCUUGAUUCCUCACCUAUAUCACCACAGGCUAAAUCCAUGGCUUGCAGCAGAUUUACUCUGGUGUAGGGUUGUCUAUCAAUCACUUUCCAUCUCCAAGAGGAGAAAAACUCCUAUAUCGGAUUCAGGAAAGGCGAGUAUGGAGGGAGGUACAAGUUCAUAAACUGCCCAUUGAUGUUAAACCAUUCCCUUACCUGAGCAGCUCGGUGGAAACUGACAUUGUCCCACACUAUCACAUAGGUGGGAAUGGGAUUCUCAUUUAGCUCUUGAUCCUGCUGCUCUUGAACCUGCUGCUCAAAUAAAAUAUAUUUUAGAUUGGCAAUAAAUCUUAGAAGGUGAUGGGUGUUAUAUGGCCCGAGUGUAACAUUGUGAUGUAGAACACCAUGGUUGCUGAUAGCAGCACAGAUUGUGACAUUGCCACCUCGUUGACCAGGGACUUCAACAUUGGCCCGCUGUCCAAUCAUGUUUCGGCCUCUCCUUCUCCUCUUUGUUAGAUUGAAGCCUGCUUCAUCGACAAAGAUGAACUCAUGGGGUCUGUCCAAGGAUUCCAAGUCAAAUAUAGUUGCAAACGGAACAAAACGGGGAUAAACAUACCUGAAUUUGUCCAAUAGAAUCUCUCGUUUGCAACUCUUGGACUAAUGAUUACACCCUAUAUCAGCUAGAUGCAGGCAAGAGUGUGCAAGGCGGUAUUUAAUGUGUCACUGUCUGUCCGUGUGUCACUGUCUUUCACCUCAAAUGUUUCUCUCUACCUGUGUGCACCUACUUUGUAAACUUUCAUUCAUAGGCUAGGUUAUAGCAACCUCAUGAUGGGUAUAAGGACAUUUUUUGUAUUAUGUAGUAGCCUAAACCUCUCGCUGUUAUAUUGAACUGGGUGAAUGGAAUAUGAAUGACAGUCAUCCAAUAUGCUGUAAUAGAAAUAAGGCCAUGCUCAAAAAAUCAUCCUCCCUCAUCUUAAACGUCACUGACCGCCACUGAGGUGUACACAUGUCACAAGCACUCUGAUACAGCGUUUGAGACACUCAAAAACUACCACACACGCAUGGACAGACCACCGAGAUACACACACAGAAAGCACACACACACACACACACACACACACACACACACACACACACACACACACACACACACACACACACACACACACACACACACACACACACACACACACACACACUGUUAAAAGACCUAGAAUUAUCCAAUUAAGUGGUACUGGAGGGCUGUGGUGGGGGUUUGGCUGUGGUGGGGGUUUGUCUGGGGGGGGGGGGGGGGGGGGGGUUUGUCUGGGGGGGGGGGGGAUGCUGAGAUUAGGCACUUAUGAGAGCGCCGUUCCGGGUGUCUCAGAUCACAGGCAGCGCUCAGUGGAAGUGACAGCUGCUAUUCAGAGAACCCUGCUAUGCAGCACGGUGGAUAGCAUCCAGGACUGCCGCCGCCGGGACUGUGUAGGAGAGGCCCCUGUCAGCACCCAGCCUGAUACCCCUCCUCUCAGCCCCUCAUCCCCUACCUUAAGGAGAAAUAAAAACCAGCGACACAGGAUGACUGGAGAUGGGACAGCACAUGCACAAAUCGUUGCAUUUACAUUUACAUUUUAGUCAUUUAGCAGACGCUCUUAUCCAGAGCGACUUACAGGAGCAAUUAGGGUUAAGUGCCUUGCUCAAGGGCACAUCGACAGAUUUUUCACCUAGUCGGCUCGGGGAUUAGAACCAGCGACCUUUCGGUUACUGGCACAACACUCUUAACCACUAAGUUGCCAUAGCGUUGCCAAGGGAAGUUAGUGCAGCAUUCUCAGUUAGUGCAGCAUUCGAGUGCAAGGUCAAAGAUAAGAUGUGUGUGUCACGUUGUUGUGCUUGUGUGGCUGUGGCUUUGAGGAUACAUGGCCUAGAGAAUGUAUUUGUGUGUUUUAGACACAUAACAUAGCUGUAUGUUAUUCGUUGAAGUGGACAUAUGGGACCUAUCUUUGGUCUGAAGUUGAACUAAUGUGAUGUCCUGUCGUCUUGAUCUAUGACCCAUUCAAAGUUCCAGUUAAGAGUAGUCUCAGGUGUUCCCCCCUUCCUUCCAUCCCUCCAUCUACACACUCCCUCUGCUGCCUGUCUGCUGUCUGCCUCUCACAGACUGUGGAAAAUGUGCAUGAUCCUCUGAUUUACUUUACUUUACCUCCCCUACAUCCUCUGUACUGUACCACUACCCUGACUGACCCCCCUCCCAGGGCUGGUCUGCAUUACUGCAGCCGUCACCACAGCAGACAGACAGACAGGCCAGCUGCAGACUGGGACUAGGACUGGGACUCUCACUGGGAGGGUGAGAGUUAAGGUGAGACUGAAUGAUGGCAAUCGUCCUCACUCAGGAAAGCCAGAGCGGUGAGGGCGCUGUAUUCGUAGCGUUGAUUGUUGAGGGUUGUUUUCACUUUUGUUCCUUCACUCACUUAGCUGAGUUCUUUCCCUUACGUGUGUACUCUCUAACUCUGUUAGGCGCUUUGGAGUUUGGUCCCCUGCCUGUUGUCAGAGUGGCUGACUAGGGUCCAGUCUGUCUGGUGUGUCUGACCUAGAGAUAACACGUCUCUGUUUUAGUUUAGAACCUCUUGAUGUGUUUCCCCCAGUCCCAAUGACCCGGGCGCAGAGUGCACAGACCCAGGAUGAGUGAGUGAAUGCUAUUGGAUGGGUUCAGGUCACUCUGGCACCUGAGAGACUCUCUUGUCCAAUCAGAGGAUCCUGUGGGAUAUGUGGCCCGUUGGCUCCACCCCAUCCAGCCCAUGGGCUCCAAAAACAAAACAUUACAUCACACACAGGCUGAUAACAGACAAACACACUCAGUCAGAGAGAGUCAAUGUGGAGUAAGAUAACACUGUAUUAAGACAGCCACCCCUCAUAUUUCUCUGUUUCUCAGGCCCCCACCCAAAUCUCAAGCCUUGGCUCAAAUUCCAGACCAGUGGUGUAAUUACCUCAUCCUAAUUGUUUUCUAUGAGGUUGGGGAGAUAUUGUCUUACUGCUGGACCUGCAACACAAUGGCCUUUAUCUCUGAUUGAGCUUGAAAAAAACUCUAAGUAUUUGCAGAUGGAGGCACUUUCAUAAGCUGCCAGAGAACAUGGAUAUAAUGUAUGCCUGGAUCGCUUCACCCUUCCAAGCAACAACACUCUUGUUUUCAGUGGGGAUAUCCCAAGUUACAGUACAUCAAAUAACACUAUAAAAAUUAUACCCCAUUUAGAUAGCAAUUUUAUUAUAACAUAAUAUCAAAUAUAUUCCAUACAGGCUAGAUUAUGACAUUGAAUUUAGUUGUCAAACACAUCACAGUGUCUACAGUAUCAAAGUACUGUAUCAAACAAAGGAGUUGAUUGUUGACUUCAGGAAGCAGAGGAGGGAACAUACCCGAUCCACAUCAAUGGGACUGUAGUAGAGAGAGUCACAAGUUUUAAGUUCCUCGGCGUCCACAUCACCGAGGACUUGUCAUGGACCAACAACACCACCGCCCUUGUCAAGAGGGCGCAACAUCGUCUCUACUUCCUAUGGCGGCUGAAGAAAUUUGGCAUGCUGCCCCAGGUCCUCUCCAAAUACUUCCGCUGCACCAUCGAGAGCGUCCUGACCGGUUGCAUCACGGCCUGGUACGGGAAUUGCUCCGUCCACGACCAAAAGGCCAUCCAGCGGGUGGUGAAGAUGGCCCAGUACCGUGCUGCAACCCAUCCUGGACAUCUACUCAAAACGGUGCCUGAGGAAGGUCAGCAUCAUCAUCAAGGACCCCACACACCCCAGCCGCAAGCUGUUCUCUCCCUUACCAUUGGGCAGACAGUAUCGGAGCAUGAGGUCUGUUACCAACAGGCUCAGAGACAGUUUCUAUCUAUAAGCCAUCAGACUGCUGAACACUUGAACUGGACUGACCACCUGCUCUGAUCCUCCACACAUUAUCACACAUCACAGCUGCUGCUACCAGACUCUUAUUAUACUGCUCAGUUUAUACACUUGCCCCCCAUCCCCCCAUGCCUUCCUGUAUUAUACUUAUGCUAAAAUGUUAAUUAUAUUCUACUGCCAUUUACUUUAUGUUUGUAUUCUUAUGUUUUACUAUUUCUUAUUGUUGUUUUAUUGUCGAGAAGGAACCUGCAAGUUAGCAUUUUGUUGGACGAUGUAUACCAUGCGUAUCCCGUACAUACGACUAAUAAAACUUGAAAUGGAGAUCAUAGUCUCUCUGGCAUAUAAACUGUGAUAGUAUUCAUGUCUCCCUCAGGUCAGGUGUGGUAGCUGGCCUCCUGCCCUUCUCCCCUGCUGUGACUGAAUUAUGUGAGGAUAUAGUGUGAGAAAGAGAGGAUGACUGUGGGAGGUUCCAGUUGAUAUCAUGGACUGAACACGAUUUAUAAAGACAGACACUUGAAACAACACAACACCAGGCAGUUUACCUCAAGAGGGGCAGGCAGCACAUUGAGACAUUAGGGAGGCAGUGGAGGCUGCUGAGACUCAUAAUAAUAGCUGGAAAGGAGCUAAUGGAAUGGCAUCAAACACAUGGGUUCCAUAUUUGAUACCAUUCCACUCCAGCCAUUACCACGAGCCUGUCCUCCCAAUUAAGGUGCCACCAACCUCCUGUGUAGGGAGGAGAUUUUGCUGAAUUAGUGCGGCUGAAAGAGCCCCAUCAAGCUGUGUCUCGCAGUCAAGCGGAGGCUGCGGUUUCUGGGCUGCAAUUACAGCGUGGCCGAGAGGCAGAGGCGCGGCAUCUUUAAUAAGCCGCAAAAAUGUAAUCUGUGUUUUCACAGCUCAGCUCAGCUUAUCAGAGGCCUACACUCUAAGCCCCUCACUUUAAACAUCGCUGGGCUGCAGCUUUCCAUUAGCAAGGGGAGUGUGGGAGUAUGUGGGUGCUUGUGUGUUCGGUGUGUUCUGUGUGUUUGUGUGUGUGUGUAUAUAUAUAUACGUGUGUGUGGGUGGGAGAGCGAGGUGUUAAGAAUUUGUAUAGUGAAGCAUGCAGCUGUUAAGCGUGAUUAGCCGUUUUAAUGGCUGUAGUUUUUAGUAGCUGUAAGUGGAAAGACCCCAGUGUGAGGUCACUGGUGUGGGAGCCGCACGAGACCAGUUCCUCUCUCUCUGAGUGCUGACCUCCACUCCCACUCCUCUUGGAUCACACAAAGGAACGCUGUCAAAAACAAAAUAUUCUGACCCAACAUAAAGCCACCACUUUCCAGAGCUGUCUCUGAAGUGGCCCUUCUCUCUCCUCUCAACCACACCCCCCUGGUCCCACAGUCUCCUUGUUUGCAUUAAACAGGUUGUAAAACCACUGGAACACUCACAGAAGACAUACACAUACACUCAAGCACACUCAUACAUACACAUACACUCAAACACACUCAUACAUACAUAUACACUCAAACACACUGAUUUAUUUAGAAGGAAACAUAGACACACACGUCACGAUUUGCACACAUACACACAUACUCUUUUACGUACACAAACACACAAUCACCGUCAGCCACAAAACACUAUUUGCACAGACACACAUACCCAUAAAGGCAUCCUAUACAUCCACACAGACAGGCAUGCCCCCAGCCGUAUGCAGACAGGCCUGUGCUGCGGAGAUUCAUGGCUGUGUAAAUGGCAAGCGACAGCAGCACAAGUGCCGAGCCCAAAUUGGAAGCAGCUGAAGCAGAGGCGAUGCAAGGGGAGGAGAGCUAAGGGCCCCAGAUGAGAUUAGAGACGAGAGAGUCCAGCCCCUGGCCCCUCGCUUCUUCACUCAGAGGGGAAUAGUCACAACUGUCAUUAAUUACCAUACGACACCAGUCAAUUUAUUAGUGUGACCAGCCAUCAAUUAACUAAAGCAAACAGGGGAAAGGAAGCUUUUUUUCUCCCUCUGUCUCGCGCGCUCCUCUGUUGUUGUUGUGUGCUUCUUUGUUAAGACGGAAAUGGUAAAGAGUUGUUUUAGACUAUUUCAAAGUAUAUUUUAGAAGAAACCAACUAUUGCCACAGGUCAGAUGAGGGUUGAGAUUCCCUGUGCUGUGUGCAGGUCAGUUUAUUUAUGGUUUCCCUGGCCUCCCUGGAGUCCCUAGGGGUUGUGGAUUAUUGAAAUAGUGAGGCUGUGUGCCUGCCUGCCCUCUCCACCACUCACGCACUCACACACACACACAUACACAGACACACACACACACAGACACACACAGACAGUCCUGCCCUAGAUCCUAUGGCAGCCAAUAUGCGCUCCUCUGAGGCUUUACCUCUCACCCUGCAGUUUAACAUGACCUGUAUGCUGCUGUAUGAGUGACCCAUAAACCCACAAGCAAAGGACUAUCAACGAAAAUGGGCAGAAGGGGAGAGAGGCGGGGGGGAGUAUGGGGAAACAGACAUAAAGGGGGUUUAGACAUCUUAAAGAGAACCCUCAGAUAUCCUAUUAUUUUUGUUUUGGGUCAGUGCUGCUAAUGACCUCACCCCUCAUCUCCCUGUGUUAGCCUCAGUUCUCAGAAGUUAGUGGUGUAAAGAAGGUCAGCCAUAGUGUGGAAUUGCACUGCAGCCCUCAACUAUCUCUGCUCUACAUCCUGCUGUCCCUCAAUCCCUCAGAGUCUAAACCUAUUACCUUUACUGUAGCUUUGAUGGAUUAUGACAAGGCCAUGAGGUAUAUUUCUCAGUGAUUUGACAUCGUUGAGGCUGAGACAAUGGCAGCAUUAAUGGGGCUGGUGGUAAUGUGCUGUACAGCCCUGAUGAGUUCUCCUAGCCCAGCGCUGGCUCCCAAUGGAAUUUCCCUCCCUCUGUCUGUGGAUCUCUUUCACAGAAGGACCUCCACUCAUUCCCUCUACUUACCUAAACCAUCUUUCCUCUUCUCUGAAUCUAUCUUCUACCUCUCUCCUCGCCUUACCCUGGCUGUCUCUCCACUCACUUCUCCUCUCCUGUCUUCUCGCAUCCUCAUUCCUCGCCUCUCCUCUUUUCUCUUAUCCUUUGGUCUGUUCCUCUCUUAUCUCUACUUCUCUCUUACCUCUCCCUGUGCAGUGUGUCAUUCCUGGCUACCUCUCAAUCCUCCACGCUGCCAACUCUCUCUCUCUCUUUCUCUCUCACUUAUCGCUUUUUAUUUUAUUAGAGCCCUGGGCAGCUGCAGAUAUUAAUCAAAAUUAAAUCUAACUAUGCCCCUCCCUCCUCCUCUCCUUUUCUCCUCUUUCCUCCCUCCCUCCUGCAGUGGUGCCCAGAUGCUGCAAGGCAAAAUGUUUAGUAUGAAAUCAGCAUGGAAACAAUGCUAGCAGUUGCUAUACUGGUGCUGUUUAUCAUAGUGUGUAUAUGCAGUAUCUGUUUGAGGUUUUGCGUACUCCCAGAAGUCUUAAUUGUCUGGUUGCUCAUUCGUCAUCUUUAGAAGAGUUCAUAAACAUCUCCAACUCCACUUGAGAGGGACUCAAAGAGUUGUGGUCCAAUGGGUGUGGAUUGAGGAAGUAGCUAUCUAAACCAAACCAUGUCUCCCCUACUAUACUCCCCUAUCCCAAACCACAGACAGACAGACAACCACAACAAAGCAUUGGGCUGCGGUGGAUGGACGGGUGGUGAUGACAUUUAUGACCCCUCAUUUCAAGCACCUCCCAAAACCCAUUGUCUUUCUGUUCCUCUAAAACCCAAACCUUCAAACCUGCAGCCGCUGGAUGAAUGAGUAGACUCAGGUUGCAGUCACAUUGGUGUCCUCACUCUACCCUUUGUGAACACUAAUUAGUGUUCCUCUCCUCUCCCCUGCUUAUAUGGUGGAGUGAGGUGGUGCUGAGUCAGAAAGAGAGAGGUCUGGUGAGGCUAGUGAUUCAUUCUGGGUUGGAGCUGGGGCUGGAGAAGGGGUUUUAGAUGAGCUGCACAGAGGCUAAUUAGAGACAAGCCUGGCUCUGUGAGCAACAACCAGAGACUACAAAGGACAAUACUUCCCUCUGGCCUCUGUGGAACGAAUCGCCUUGACUGGGGGUAAAUUACUUCACCUUAUAGGCUGGAACAGGGAACAAUGGAAGGUAUAGGAGUGUCUCUAAAGAUCUGAUGACUGAUAUACAGUAUGAGGCCAAAUUAGGGGUGUGAACGUUAUUUCAAACAAUAUAUGAAAUAAAAAACAAAACAAAAAAACAGAUUAAAUUAACAACAGUUGUUAAGUAUUUAAUUUCUGAUGUCAUACUGAGUAUGUAUUUUGUGUUGACAGAUUCCUGUAACCUACUGUAGGAUCCUUAAAGCUGCAAUAUGUAACUUUCUGGGCGACCUGACCAAAUUCACAUAAAAAUCAGUGGAGGCUGCUGAGGGGAGAACGGCUCAUAAUAAUGGCUGGAAUGGAGUAAAUGGAAUGGUAUCAAACACGUGUUGUUCAUAUGUUUGAUACCAUUCCAUUUACUCCAUUUAUUUUACAUUUGACAUUUUAGUCAUUUAGCAGACGCUCUUAUCCAGAGCGACUUACAGUUAGUGAGUGCAUACAUUUUCAUACUGGCCCCCCGUGGGAAACAAACCCACAACCCUGGCGUUGCAAGCGCCAUGCUCUACCAACUGAGCUACAGGGGACUAUUCCAUCCAUUAUUAUGACCCAUCCUCCCCUCAACAGCCUCCACUGAUAGAAAUGUUAGUUAUAGAUCUGUCAUUCUCAUUGAAAGCAAGUGUAAGAAGUGGUAGAUAUGCUCUAUGUGCGCUAUUUCUAUGCUUAAGUCUUUUACUUUCGGUUUUGUACACCAGCUUCAAACAGCUGAAAAUACAAUACUUUUGGUUAUGGAAAAUAUAUUUCACAGCGGUUUAGAUGGUAUAAUGAUUCACUACACUAUACUUGCUUGUUUUGUCACAUAAACUGAAAUUAGGUGAACUAUUAACAUUUAUGCAACCAGGAAAUGCCGAUUUCUGCAUAGUGCAUCUUUAACGUUAAGAAAAAUCCAUAGCCGACUAACUAGACAAUAGGCUAUAAAGGUCUGGGGAAAGUUGUGUAAUUUCAAUAAAACCAGAGAGGAAGAGGUGAACUUUAAGCUACUUUGGUGAAUCUCUCUCCCUUGCGCUGUCUCGCCUGCUGUUGCUCUUCGCUAAUAAUGCAAGUGUGUAUUCAGUCUUCGGUCUGUUGCGUGUAGAAUAUCCUAUCCUAUUCAUUGAUGAUAGGCCCUGCUUUACUGAAAUUGCAAGAUAAAGCAUUCCAUUGUGAGAUACAGCUUUUGAAUGAUGAUAGAUAGCCCAAAUGCACGUUUCUCACUGUCUGCAUGGUGGCCGACCUGCUUAUGUUGUGCCCCUCCCCUCUCUUUCCGUCCCUCGCUAGCUCGCUAUGAAAAGAUGCGAGUGUUCUCGGAAGUACGGCAAUUAAUCAGUGUUAGGGUUAGAAUUAGGUUUAGGGUUAGGACCUAGAGUUAGAUUUAGGGUUAGAAUUAAGUUUAGGGUUAGGACCUAGAGUUAGUUUUAGGGUUAAGGUUAGGGUUAGGGGUUAGGGAAAAUAGGAUUUUGAAUGGGACUGAAUUGUGUGUCCCCACAAGGUUAGUUAUACAAUACUGUGUGUGUGUGUGCGUGUGUGUGUGUGUGUGUGUGUGUGUGUGUGUGUGUGUGUGUGUGUGUGUGUGUGUGUGUGUGUGUGUGUGUGUGUGUGUGUGUGUGUGUGUGUGUGUGUGUGUGUGUGUGUGUGUGUGUGUGUGUGUGUGUGUGUGUGUGUGUGUGUGUGUGUGUGUGUGUUACCAGGCCCUGGCUGUGAGCUCAGUGUGAAUGUGUGAGAGGACCAUAAACACCUGAGGAGGCAGGAACACACAUCUCUCUCAUUAGGCUGUAUUUAUGUUCCUGACCAGAGGGGAGCGGGGGAGUCCGCUGUUGGCUCUGCAUGGCCGUGGAGGGCAGGCGGGGAUCCAACCAUAACACAGGGUCAUUAACCCAUUCUGGAUGAGUCCCAGAGGGUGGCGGGGCGGGGCGGGGCGGGCGGAAUGCGGGCCUGGGAUUGGAGGUUCAGGGGUACGUCCUCUUGUUAAUGAUCUCACCCUGCAGAGACUCUCUGGCCAACAAGCUCUCACAGUUUCACUUCAGAAUUAGAUGUUCAUCCAUGUUUCUCAAACGUCAAAUUUCGAAGUUGUCCCAAACAUCCAAUUUCAAAGUGUUUAAGGUUAAGUUUAGGCAUUAGCUACGAAUUUGUAAGGUUAGAGUUAAGAUUAGGCAUUAACUCUGUCAUCUUAAGGUUAGGUAUUAACUCUGAAUGGUCAAGGUAAGGGUCAAAAAUAACUUUCUGUCGCUGGAUUCAAACUUGCAACCAUUUGCACCAGAGGCAGAUGCAAUGCUUACACCCAUCCACCAUCCCUGUCCACAACGCCCUAGCAAAACCGAAACCUACUUGAAGGUAACAGCUCUCACUGUUGCCCCUAGUGGCUGGUUUCCACGUCAACUCCUGACGUCCUCAGACAUGGAUGGAUGUCGAAUACUGACUUGUAUCACGGGUGACCUAGCUGCUCUGGCACACUGCCCUGACACAGUCACACCAUCCUUCUCUUCCUCCAGCCCUGAACCCAUGACCUGGUAGCACAUCACAAUCCCUGAACAUCACUUGGAAAGCUCUGUACCACAGAUCUAAGCCUCCUCAACAACAAAUAUCUAUUCUCUAGUGAGGCAGAAGGCAAAAGACAGUGCUAAUGUUUGGUUCUGCCAAAGUCCCCGCUCCUCCAUUCUGUGCAUGAAGGAGAUAAUAUAUGUAUGUGUGUUUGUGUGUGUGUGUGUGUGUGUGUGUGUGUGUGUGUUUGUGCAUGCGUGUGUGUGGUGUGUGUGUUUGUGUGUGUGUGUGUGUGGUGUGUGUGUAUGCAUGUGUGUAUGUGGUCUGUCAGUGUGUGUGCGUGCAUGCAUGCGUGUGGUUUGUGGUGUGUGUGUGUGUUUGUGUGUGUGUGUUUGUGCAUGCGUGUGUGUGGUGUGUGUUUUUGUGUGUGUGUGUGGUGUGUGCGUGGUGUGUGUUUGUGGUGUGUGUGUAUGCAUGUGUGUAUGUGGUCUGUGAGUGUGUGUGCGUGCAUGCAUGCGUGUGUGGUUUGUGGUGUGUGUGUGUGUGUGUGUUUGUGUGUGUGUGUGUGUGCAUGUGUGUGUGUGUGUGUGCGUUGGUGCGCGUGUGCAUGUGUAAUAGCAGUAUGAUGGAGUCCAGAGGUCUCUGAGGUGUGACAGUGAAGGAGUCAGGAGAGAGAAGGAGAUAUGAGCUCUCUCCUAAAUGAUGCAUGUCUUACACGCUCUAUUAACGCAGGGCAAACACUGCAGAGGGAAACGCUCCUCUGUCUGACACGUGUGUGAACGUACAGACUUAGACAGACACACACUCACUCUCUAAGAGCAAGAUAUAGUGUCUGAUACAGGGCUGUGCUGAGGAGGACUGUCACUGUCUGAAGUGGCACAAUCCAGACGCACGCACACACACACACACACACAUAUACACUACCAGUCAGUAGUUUGGACACACCUACUCAUUCAAGGGUUUUUCUUAAUUUUUACUAUUUUCUACAUUCUAGAAUAAUAGUGAAGACAUUAAAACUAUGAAAUAACACAUAUGGAAUCAUGUAGUAACCAAAAAAGUGUUAAACAAAUCAAAAUAUAUGUUAUAUUUGAGAUUCUUCAAAUAGCCACUCUUUGCCUUGAUGACAGCUUUGCACACUCUUGGCAUUCUCUCAACCAGCUUCACCUGGAAUGCUUUUCCAAGAGUCUUGAAAGAGUUCCCACAUAUGCUGAGCACUUGUUGGCUGCUUGUCCUUCACUCUGCCGUCCGACUUAUCCCAAACCAUCUCAAUUGGGUUGAGGUCAGGGGAUUGUGGAGGCCAGGUCAGCACUCCAUCACUCUCCUUCUUGGUAAAAUAGCCCUUACACAGCCUGGAGGUGUGUUGGGUCAUUGUCCUGUUGAAAAACAAAUGAUAGUCCCACUAAGCCCAAAUCAGUUGGGAUGGCGUAUUGCUGCAGAAUGCUGUGGUAGUCAUGCUGGUUAAGUGUGCCUUGAAUUCUAAAUAAAUCACAGACAGUGUCACCAGCAAAGCACCCCCACACCAUAACACCUCCUCCUCCAUGCUUUACGGUGGGAACUACACAUGCGGAGAUCAUCUGUUCAACCACACCGCGUCUCACAAAGACACGGCAGUUGGAACCAGACCAAAGGACACAUUUCCACCAGUCUAAUGUCCAUUGCUCGUGUUUUUUGGCCCAAGCAGGUCUCUUCUUAUUAUUGGUGUCCUUUAGUAGUGGUUUCUUUGCAGCAAUUCGACCAUGAAGGCCUGAUUCACACAGUCCCCUCUGAACAGUUGAUGUUGAGAAGUGUCUGUGACUUGAACUCUGUGAAGCAUGUGGUCCUCUGUAGCUCAGCUGGUAGAGCACGGCGCUUGUAACGCCAAGGUAGUGGGUUCGAUCCCCGGGACCACCCAUACACAAAAAUGUAUGCACGCAUGACUGUAAGUCGCUUUGGAUAAAAGCGUCUGCUAAAUGGCAUAUUAUAUUAUAUAUUAUUAUAUUUAUUUGAGCUGCAAUUUCUGAGGCUGGUAGCUCUAAUGAACUUAUCCUCUGCAGCAGAGGUAACUCUGGGUCUUCCAUUCCUGUGGCGGUCCUCAUGAGAGCCAGUUUCAUAAUAGCGCUUGAUGGUUUUUGCGACUGCACUUGAAGAAACUUUCAAAGUUCUUGAAAUGUUCUGUAUUGACUGACCUUCAUGUCUUAAAAUAAUGAUGGACUGUCAUUUCUCUUUGCUUAUUUGAGCUGUUCUUGCCAUAAUAUGGACUUGGUCUUGGGCUAUCUUCUGUAUACCCCCCCUACCUUGUCACAACACAACUGAUUGGCUCAAAUGCAUUAAAUUCCACAAAUUAGCUUUUAAGAAGGCACACCUGUUAAUUGAAAUGCAUUCCAGGUGACUACCUCAUGAAGCUGGUUGAGAAAAUGCCAAGAGUGUGUAAAGCUGUCAUCAAGGCAAAGGGUGGCUAUUUGAAGAAUCUCAAAUAUAAAAUAUAUUUUGAUUUGUUUAACACUUUUUGUUUGCUACAUGAUUCAAAAUGUGUUAUUUCAUAGUUUUGAUGUCUUCACUAUUAUUCUACAAUGUAGAAUGACAUUGAGAGAGAGAGAGAGAGAGAGAGAGAGAGAGAGAGAGAGAGCGAGAGAGAGAGAGAGAGAGAGAGAGAGAGAGAGAGAGAGAGAGAGAGAGAGAGAGAGAGAGAGAGAAAUUGGCCCAGGGUAGGGGAGGGAAUGGCCGGCAGGGAUGUAGCUCAGUUGGUAGACAAAGUCGCUCUGGAUAAGAGCGUCUGCUAAAUGACUAAAAAUGUAAAUGUAUAUGAAAUCUCCACUUUGGCUGUGUAAAUCUAGCUGCUGGUGUAAACAUAGACACAUUCAGGCUGUGUUACUGAAGCUGCAGCCAGAUGGGUUCUGAACCUGAGAAGUGCUAAAAGUCCAAGCACAGUUUAGGUCCUAUCUUUCUCCCUCUAUCUCAGACAGGUAAUAAUCUAUUCACCCCAUUGUAGAUGGAGAGAGAGGAGCUAUUUUGGCAAACUGUAAUUCCUUUCUCCUGACUGCACCUGACAGAACAGAAACCUGACCCGCCCAUUACGGUACAGCUAGGUUUCAUAGAGCUGCAGUGUUCCAUAGUGUUCCAUAGUGUUCCAUAGAGCUCCAUAGUGUUCCAUAGAGCUCCAUAGUGUUCCGUAGAGCUCCAUAGUGUUCCAUAGUGUUCCAUAGAGCUCCAUCGUGUUCCAUAGAGCUCCAUAGUGUUCCAUAGAGCUCCAUAGUGUUCCAUAGUGUUCCAUAGAGCUCCAUAGUGUUCCAUAGAGCUCCAUAGUGUUCCAUAGUGUUCCUUUUGUUCAAUAUAGAUCUAUAGUGUUCCAUAGAGCUCCAUAGUGUUCCAUAGUGUUCCUUUUGUUCAAUAUAGAUAUAUAGUGUUCCAUAGAGCUCCAUAGUGUUCCAUAGAGCUCCAUAGUGUUCCAUAGUGUUCCAUAGAGCUCCAUAGUGUUCCAUAGAGCUCCAUAGUGUUCCAUAGUGUUCCAUAGAGCUCCAUAGUGUUCCAUAGUGUUCCAUAGAGCUCCAUAGUGUUCCAUAGAGCUCCAUAGUGUUCCAUAGUGUUCCAUAGAGCUCCAUAGUGUUCCAUAGUGUUCCAUAGUGUUCCAUAGUGUUCCAUAGAGCUCCAUAGAGCUCCAUAGUGUUCCAUAGUGUUCCUUUUGUUCAAUAUAGAUCUAUAGUGUUCCAUAGAGCUCCAUAGUGUUCCAUAGAGCUCCAUAGUGUUCCAUAGUGUUCCAUAGAGCUCCAUAGUGUUCCAUAGUGUUCCACAGUGUAUCAGUCUUACAAUGGGACGGAGCAUGUCAUGUCAGCACCGUGCCAGGCAGCUGUCCUCCUUUGUGAAUGUGUCUGAAGGACAGACGGAGGCAGGACACGUAUCAUCACCUCUCCGCCUCCUCGCUUGUGCCUGUGAUAGAAUGUUGAGGUGAAACAGCCCUUUAGAGACAGACAGGGGUGUUGACAGAGGAUGGCAGAACAUGGUACAGUGUGCUUCAGCUGCUAGGAAGGGAGGGAGCAUGGAGCAAGAGGGCAACAACAGAAGAGGGGAGUAGAGGGAGGGCAGGGAAAGAGAGGGAAUAGAUGUGUGUAGAUUCUUUAGUCUGGAGACAGUAUAGAGCCUGUGGCAAUAUGGCUGCCAAAGAGGCAAGGAACUCCUUUUCUGUAGCUCCUUCGUAGAGAAUGCCUGACUACUUGGUUUGAUAAUGCAAUAGUUGAAUUUUAAGGUUCUUGUGAAUAUAAUAUGCUGUUUUCUGUAAUGACUUGUAGUGAAAUGUGUGCUCUCCAGACUACUGUCUCCUUUGACGUUUAAACUGUGAAAUAGUUCCACCAAGCCUGACUGAUAUGGUUUUAUAUGAGUUAGUCACGGCAGAGAUAGGGAUUAUCAUGAACCAUGUCGCUAUGGAAGCAGCCAAGGAGCCUUAGGGUUCUAUCACACGUCUCAAUUUUGAUAACUCACUCCCCUUUUCACCCUCAUCCACCCGCAGAAAUAUGGUAAAAUGCUUUAGUGCUGAAAUUGCACUAAAUUACUUUAAUUUUCCACUUGCUUCAGCAUCUCAUCUCACCACCAAGUGAUGUCAUUUAUAAUUACAAAUCUUUUAUAAAGAUUUUAAAUUAAAUACUUUUUACGACGGCUUUGUGUAAAGACCAUUUUUAUAUAGAUGGGAGUAUGACUUUAAAAUACUUAUUUUAACAUGAUUGUCCUAAAUUGUCACUUGUGAUUUUUGCAGCUUUCAUGAGUAGUUUAACAGGCUGCUGAUAAAACAUAAAUGGUCUGCUAAGUCAAGGACCUUGUUCUUAAUAAACUCCAAAUAUAUCCAAAUAUAUUAUACUCCAUGAAAAAGGACCUGGAAACUUCAGUUCAAUUAUCACCUUCAUAAACCCAUUAAGUCCCAACAAAGAGUUGAAGAUAAGGAAGGAGAAAGGGAAAGAGAGGAUGACUGUGUGGACUCUUCAGUAGUCUUCUUCCUCUUCCCACUGUUGGAUCCUUUAGAUUAGAGUUACUGUCCAACGGUUUGUAUGACAGCUGGAUCCAGUAGUACCCCAUCACUCAAAGCUAUGCUCACCAUGUAGACACAGUCUCACACACGUACAAAUGGACACACUCUCACAUGCACAUACUCACACACUCUCACUUAUCCACAUCCACAUACCUUGUCCUACUUACAGUAUCAAACAUACGCUAUCACAUUCUCUCACUCGGAGACACAUGAGCACAGACACUCAUUCCCUCUGUCUGUUCCUGGAUGCCACUAUGUUUGAUUUAUCUCUCUUGUCUCACCAGUUCCUGGGCCAGGAGUCAGUGUGAGAGACAGUAUACUAUAUAUCCAUUCUGCUUUGCUACAUUACACUGCCAUACGCCUAGGGACCCAGGUCUCUCCCAGCCAAGACCUCUGGGCCUCCUCCAGAACACAACACACACUGCCAGACACAUCAGGAGGACACACACACACAGAGGAGAGAUACAGUGGAGCAGACAGAGAGCGUUUUGGCUGGAUGUUUUAUAAAGUCUCUGUUCGUGUGUCACAGCACUGCGUCUGGCUGAGUGAGGAGUGCUAGUCUCUGGAGCGUAGAGUAGAGCUGGGCAGGUUUACAUUGUGAUGGCUGAGAGGGACUGGGACCACUCCAAUACAUCACACCCACCCCAGUGACCAUGGGGGAUCCUGCCUGCACAUGAUUUAGACCCUAUAAACAGUUACAGUUAGCAGCCAGAAAACACUCCUUUAACUGCAAGUCUCUAAUAACUCAUAAAUUCAGGGGAUUUCCUCUGGUGACCAUGUUUGCGUCCAAUGAAAUCAGGUAAUGAAAUUAUACCCAGUCCUCUACUCUACUAGAUAUCAAUGAUUUGCUAAUAUUACACCAUGUUCCAAUUUGUUAGUGUUUCUUUAUUAUGUUUUUUUCCCCCUGCUACAUGAAAGCAUAUGGCUAACGUCAACGGGUCAUUCACAUUGGUUCAGCCUUUCACCAAGGCUGAUGUGUGUGUGUGGGAGGGAAUUUAGUACUUAGUGGUUAGGGGCUUGGAGUGGGGGAGCAUGUGUUCUUUUGAACCAGUGUGCUGAGAUAAGGGCACCGUCCCACACGUAUUCCCCUGCUGGGCCCCUGAGGGUGAGCUGACCCCUGUUGACCCUGAGUUGUGAUCACACAGACCCUUUUUUAUUAGCUGACGAGAGAACAGCUUUCCACAGAUUGAUGGCUCUGGAUCUUUUUUUGAAUUUCCGUUUGUCGAUAAUUCUACUUUUCUUUUGUUUUCCGUUUAGAUCUGCCUCCUCUGUUUUCCCUCUCUCCUGAUCCUCUAAUCCUCUUCCACACUCCUGCAUAGGAACCUCCGCUCUGUCUGUGCGUGCGUUUAUGGCGCACGCAUUUGGGUGUGUGUCCUUUAUCCCUGCAUGUCUUCACAUACACAGCUCUGGCUGAAGGCAUGUUGUGUUAAAGUGCUUUUCAGAGAUAAGAUAAUACCCUCAUCAUUCUGCCUGCUGGGAAAUGGAGGGAACAAGAAGGGGGUGAAGACACCAUGAAUAUAAUCCUCCCUCAUUGCCUCUCUUACUCCUGUCCUUCUUUCACUCUCAUUCAGUUUCCCUGCCUCCAUUUCUCUCUGUCUCUUCCUGUGGUUGACGUGUAGUGUUGAGGUGGUCCAGUGUAUUGAGAGAGCAGGCAUGUGUCUCCGUCAUGCUGUUAUUGAACCCCAGCCUCAGCCUUAGCUGUAUUGCUGCCUGGCCCUGGGGCUGAGAAUGGAUGUCAGAGGAAGGCUAGAUAACUUCAUCACUGCAGCAGCAUCUCCACAGAUCUGGCUGAGAGACGGUUGAGAGUUGGAAGAAGAUGGAGAGAGAGAGAGAGGAACCGAGAGAGACAGAGAGAGAGAAAGGGAGAGAGAGGGAGAAAGAGAGAGAGGGGGAGAGAGGGAGAAAGAGGGAGAGGGGGAGAGAGACAGAGAGAGAGAAAGGGAGAGAGAGGGAGAGGGAGGGAGAGAAGAGGGGGGGGGAGAGAGAGCAGCUGUCUCUAUGGGCCUCUCUCUGUCCUCUACUGGCCGUGGUGUAUUUCAGCCAAGAUGCUGAGAAAGCCCAAACCCCCAUGUCUGCUAUAAGACUCUGAGAGCACUCAUCACAUGCUUAAUAAAUUCGGCCUUUAAAAUAAACAACUCCCUCUUUUAGCCACAGUAAAACAAUAACGACAGGGAGGGGUGCAUGCAUGUGACAAGGGCAUUGUGUGUGUGUCUGUCUGUCUGUCUGUCUGUGUGUGUGUGUGUGUGUGUGUGUGUGUGUGUGUGUGUGUGUAUGUGUGUGUGUGUGUGUGUGUGUGUGUGUGUGUGUGUGUGUGUGUGUGUGUGUGUGUGUGUGUGUGUGUGUGUGUGUGUGUGUGUGUGUGUGUGUGUGUGUGUGUGUGUGUGUGUGUGUGUGUGACUUAUGACAUUUUACUGGUGUCUACGCCUGGUUUUAUUCACGCUUACAUUCACAUUUGAGUCAUUUAGCAGACGCUCUUAUCCAGAGCGACUUAGAGUUAGUGCAUUAAUCUUAAGAUAGCUAGGUGGGACAACCACAUAUCACAGGCAUAGUAAGUACACUUUUCCUCAAUAAAGUAGCUAUCAGCAAAGUCAGAGCUAGAAAGGGGGGGUCGAGGUGAGGAGGGGGAUCAUUUAAGAUAUUAUUUGAGGAGGUAGGGUUUCAGGUGCUUUCGGAAGAUGGGCAGGGACUCUGCUCUCCUAGCUUCAGGGGGAAGCUGGUUCCACCAUUGGGGUGCCAGGACAGAGAAGAGCUUGGACCUGGCUGAGCGGGAGCUGCCCUCCUGUAGGGGUGGGAGGGCCAAGAGACCAGAGGUGGCAGGACGGAGUGCUUGGGUUGGUGUGUAGGGUUUGAGCAUAGCCUGAAGGUAGGGUGGGCAUUUCCUCUUGCUGCUACUUAGGCAAGCACCAUGGUCUUGUAGUGAACGCGAGCUUCAACUGGAAGCUAGUGGAGUGUGCGGAGGAGCGGGGUGACAUGGGAGAACUUGGGAAGGUUGCAAACCUACGCUUCUAGGAUGCAGAGCAGCUUAGGCAUCUAGAAACACGCACGCACACAGCUCUGGCUCUUUUCUCUCCAACUACUUAAGCCUCCACAUUGCAGCCUGCCACUGAGUAAACACUUCAUGGCCCUGAUCUGGACACUUAACUCUGAGAAAGGCCCCAUGUUGAACCAAGUAGCCAUCCCCAGUCCUCUCUCCUGAGCCUCUGGCCCUUGCUGACCCCCUCUCCCCCAGCCCUGCUCUCUCCCCAGCCCUGCUCUCUCCCCAGCCCUGCUCCAUCCCCAGCCCUGCUCUCUCCCCAGCCCUGCUCUCUCCCCAGCCCUGCUCUCUCCCCAGCCCUGCUCUCUCCCCAGCCCUGCUCCAUCCCUAGCCCUGCUCCAUCCCUCCCUCUGUCAUGCUCUGGGUGCCUGUCCUCCCCUUAUCACCCCUUUGUGCUCUACACAGAGCAUACACACUUAUCUCCAAUGGUGCAAAACACAAACAGCUUGCGGGCCAGAGGGCUCUCUCUAUUUCUGUCUGUCAGGGAAACCAGAUUUGAGACAGACCAACGCGCCUCUCUAACACUGCCCAGACCCAGGCCCUGGCGGCUGGGUUCAGGAGAGGGGGAGCUGGGGUGGCUGGUUCAUAUCGGGGUGAGAUAAAAGGUGUAGAUGUAUAGAUUUGUAGCACAAAGGACCAGUGUGGAGAUGAAAUGAGAGGGCUUCCAUCUGGGCUGAUAUCAGUGAGACAAGAGCAGCACACACAGAGAAAUAAGAUAGAACUAUACAACCAUCCACACACACACACAAACACACACUCACAGUAUUUGUCUUGGCUUACUCAUUCAUUAAAUGCCAGGGAGGGGGAGUUGUGCCAGCUCAUGCCUGCCCGCCUGCCUGGUCUCGCUCGCCUGGUGCUGAAAGCUCAGGUCCUUUAAAGGUCAUUUAACUGCUAUUAAUUAUUCUCAUAAAGCCAUUGGAUUUAGUUCAACUAGCAGAGUUACACUUUAUGUAUUUAUCUUAUUGCAAUAGUCUUGUUACAUUUAUUCAGCACCCACAUGUGACCCACCAAAACAGCAGAAUGUGUUGUGAUUAUUAUUAAAGUGCAUUCUGCACUGUUGUAUGGUUCAUUUGUGUCCAGGUGCCAACUAUUUGAAUGAUUCCUAUUAUCUCUCCGAUCUGUUUGUUGACGUAGAGCAAGUGUGUUUGUGUGUUCGUGCACUCAUGCGUGUGCAUGUGUGUGUGUUGAUGUCUGUCACAUUGUUGUGCUUUAUUUAGGUUGAGGUGGAGAUGCUCCGGAUAUCCAAGGCUAUACGUGGAUAAGCCAUUGAAAUUCCAGCAUGCAAAGAGAACAAGGUUGUGAAUGUGUGUGUAUGUGUGUGUGUGUGUAUGUGGACACACUGAACUGCCAUGUAACAUGUGUUGGUGAAGGGGCCUGUAGGCACAGUAGAAGCAGGUUUAUUUCCAGAGCGUGCCCAGGGGGGCCUCAUAAAGCCAUGCUAAUCCUCCUCUUGUAUUUCUCCAUGUGCUCCCGGCCAGAGGGAAGAGAGACAGACAGAGUGCUGGGACUGAGAUCUCUGCCAACUCCACCUCUAGUUGAGCUGCUUUCCUUCCUGCCUUUUACACUGUUUAUUUUGAUGAUAAAGACUUGUCAUUGCAGAACAGAAGAAACCCCUUCAGUUAGAGAUACUAUUGAGAAAUCUGCUCUUUCUCUCUCUCUCUGUCCCUCUGAGAGUACGAUAGAUAGCCAUGUGGUUGUACCUGGGUAAAGGUCUAAAGCACAUGUCAAACUCACCCCAUUCCAUGGGGAAAAUCAACCUCAACCGAGCUACUCACUCUCACAACGAACAAUCACUCACAAAGGACAAGGGGGCAGAGGGAAUACUUAUACACAGACUAAUGAGGGAAUGAGUACCAGGUGUGUGUGAUUGACAAGACAAGACAAGAUCAUUUUUGUAUCCAAAAUGCAAUCUGGAAAACUAUGUUUAAUGCUAUAUUGAUAGUAAAUGGACCGAUUAUAUGGCAAGAGAACAACAGUACCACCUUUUUCAUUGUCAAUAAUUAAAUUUUCCCUAUAUUCUUGAUGAAGAAUGUUAAGCUCACUGGUUUGAGACCACAAAAUCAACCAAAUCCACUAAAUAGCGCUGCUAAUAACUCUAUGUUGAAAAUACUUUGAUUGAAGAAAAAUAGUUCAAAUCAAAUAUAUUGGUCACAUACACAUGGUUAGCAGAUGUUAUUGCGAGUGUAGCGAAAUGCUUGUGCUUCUAGUUCCGACAGUGCAGCAAUAUCUAGCAAGUAAUAUCUAACAGUUCCACAACAAAUACCUAAUACACACAAAUCUAAGUAAAGGAAUGGAAUAGGAAUAUAUAAAUAUAUGGAUGAGCAAUGUCAUUGUCAGAGUGGUAUUGGCUAAAAUGCAAUAGAUAGUAUAGAAUAAAGUAUAUACAUAUGAGAUGGGUAAUGCAAGAUAUGUAAACGUUAUUAAAGUGGCAUUAUUAAAGUGACUAGUGUUCCAUUUAUUAAAGUGGCCAGUGAUUUUCAAGUCUGUAUGUAGGCAGCAGCCUGUCUGUGCUAGUGAUGGCUGUUUAACAGUCUGAUGGCCUUGAGAUAGAAGCAGUUUUUCAGUCUCUCGGUCCCAGCUUUGAUGCACCUGUACUGACCUCACCUUCUGGAUGAUAGUGGGGUGAACAGGCAGUGGCUCGGGUGGUAGUUGUCCUUGAUUAUCUUUUUGGCCUUCCUGUGACAUCGGAUGCUGUAGGUGUCCAGGAGGGCAGGUAGUUUGCCCCUGGUGAUGCGUUGUGCAGACCGCACCACCCUCUGGAGUUGUGGGCGGUGCGGUUGCCGUACCAGGCGGUGAUACACCCCGACAGGAUGCUCUCAAUUGUGCAUCUGUAAAAGUUUGUGAGGGUUUUAGGUGACAGGCCAAAUUUCUUCGUUCAGAGGUUAAAUUAAAAAAUAUAUAUAGGUUCAUUAUCAUUUUCUACACACUUUCUACAUGGUUUUAGUCGAGGAUGUUUAAUUAAUAUAUACUGUAGAUACAGUGCAUUCGGAAAGUAUUCAGACCCCUUAACUUUUUCCACAUUUUGUUACGUUACAUCCUUAUUCUAAAAUUGAUUAAAUUGUUUUUUCCCCCCCUCAUCAAUCUACACACAAUACCCCACAAUGACAAAGCAAAAACAGUUUUUAGACAUCUUUGCAAAUAAAAAAAUAAAAAAAUAAAAAAAGGAAAUAUCACAUAUCACAUCACAGUAUUCAGACCCUUUACUGAGGACUUUGUUAAAGCACCUUUGGCAGCAAUUACAGCCUUGAGUCUUCUUGUGUAUGACGCUACAAUCUUGGCACACCUGUAUUUGUGGAGUUUCUCCCAUUCUUCUCUGCAGAUCCUCUCAAGCUCUGUCAGGUUGGAUGGGGAGCGUCAUUGCACAGCUAUUUUCAGGUCUCUCCAGAGAUGUUCGAUAGAGUUCAAGUCCGGGCUCUGGCUGGGCCACUCAAGGACAUUCAGAGACUUGUCCCGAAGCCACUCCUGCAUUUGUGUGUGCUUAGGGUCGUUGUCCUGUUUGAAGGUGAACCUUCACCCCAGUCUGAGGUCCUGAGCGCUCUGGAGCAGGUUUUCAUCAAGGAUCUCUCUGUACUUUGCUCCGUUCAUCUUUCCCUUGAUCCUGACUAGUCUCCCAGUCCCUGCCGCUGAAAACAUCCCCACAGCAUGAUGCUGCCACCACCAUGCUUCACCGUAGGGAUGGUGCCAGGUUUCCUCCAGACGUGACGCUUGGCAUUCAGGCCAAAUAGUUAAAUCUUGGUUUCAUAAGACCAGAGAAUCUUGUUUCUCAUGGUCUGAGAGUCCUUUAGGUGCCUUUUGGCAAACUCCAAGCGGGCUGUCAUGUGCCUUUUACUGAGGAGUGGCUUCGGUCUGGCCACUCUACAUAAAGGCCUGAUUGGUGGAGUACUGCAGAGAUGGUUGUCCUUCUGGAAGUUUCUCCCAUCUCCACAUAGGAGCUCUGGACCUCUGUCAGAGUGACCAUCGGGUUCUUGGUCACCUCCCAGACCAAGGCCCUUCUCCCCGGAUUGCUCAGUUUGGCCGUGCGGCCAGCUCUAUGAAGAGUUUUGGUGAUUCCAAACAUAUUCCAUUUAAGAAUGAUGGAGGCCACUGUGUUCUUGGGGACCUUUAAUGCUGCAGAAAUAUUUUGGUACCCUUCUCCAGAUCUGUGCCUCGACACAAUCCUGUGUUGGAGCUCUAUGGACAAUUCCUUCGACCUCAUGGCUUUGUUUUUGUCUGACAUGCACUGUCAACUGUGGGACCUUAUAUAGACAGGUUACCACAGGUGGACUCCAAUCAAGUUGUAGAAACAUCUCAAGGAUGAUCAAUGGAAACAGGAUGCACCUGAGCUCAAUUCCGAGUUUCAUAGCAAAGGGUCUGAAUACUUAUGUAAAUAUGGUAUUUCUGUUUUUUAUUUUUAAUACAUUUGCAAAAGUUUCAAAAACCUGUUUUCACUUUGUCAUUAUGGGGUAUUGUGCGUAUAUUGAUGAGGGGAAAAAAAUAUUUAAUCAAUUUUAGAAUAAGGCUAUAACAUAACAAAAUGUGGAAAAAGUCAAGGGGUCUGAAUACUUUCUGAAUGCACUGUAUAUAUACACUACCGUUGAAAAAUAUUGAGGACAAAUACAUUAGAGUGUCUAGUUUGAAAAACAGAUGCCUCACAGGUCCUCAACUUGUAGCUUCAUUAAAUAGUACCUGCAAAACACCAGUCUCAACGUCAACAGUAAAGAGGCAACUCCGGGAUGCUGACCCUCUAGGCAGAGUUGCAAAGAAAAAGCCAUAUCUCAGACUGGCCAAUAAAAAUAAAAGAUUAAGAUAGGCAGUCUGAGAUAUGGCUGUUUCUUUGCCUAGAAGGUCAGCAUUCCUGAGUCACCUCUUCACUGUUGACGUUGUGACUGGUGUUUUGCGGGUACUGUUUAAUGAAGCUGCCAGUUGAGGACCUGUGAGGCAUCUGUUUCUCAAACUAGACACUCUAAUGUAUUUGUCAUCUUGCUCAGUUGUGCACCGGGGCCUCCCACUCCUCUUUCUAUUCUGGUUAGAGCCAGUUUGCGCUGUUCUGUGAAGGGAGUAGUACACAGCGUUGUACAAGAUCUUCAGUUUCUUGCAUGGAUAGCCUUCAUUUCUCAGAACGAGAAUAGACUGACGAGUUUCAGAAGAAAGUUAUUUGUUUCUGGCCAUUAUGAGCAUGUAAUUGAACCCACAAUUGCUGAUGCUCAAGAUACUCCACUAGUCUCAAGAAGGCCAGUUUUAUUGCUUCUUUAAUCAGCACAACAGUUUUCAGCUGUGCUAACAUAAUUGCAAAAGGGUUUUCUAAUUAUCAAUUAGCCUUUUAAAAUGAUAAACUUGGAUUAGCAAACACAACGUGCCAUUGGAACACAGGACUGAUGGUUGCUGAUAAUGGGCCUCUGUACGCCUAUGUAGAUAUUCCAUUCAAAAGCAGCCGUUUCCAGCUACAAUAGCCAUUUACAACAUUAACAAUGUCUACACUGUAUUUCUGAUCAAUUUGAUGUUAUUUUAAUUUUUGAUUCUUCAAAGUAGCCACCCUUUGCCUUGAUGACAGCUUAGCACACUGUUUGUUGUAAUCUUUGAUCAGUUCCGUUGGAUGUUUGUUUAACCUGGAAGAAGACAGAGGGAGAUGUGUGGAACCAGGACAGUGUUACAAUAACUGUUCAUCAUUAUAAUUAUACAUUUUAGUCAUUUAGCAGACACUCUUAUCCAGAGCAACUUACAGUUAGUGAAUACAUUUUUUUUCUUCAUACUUGCCCCCUGUGGGAAUCGAACCCACAACCCUGGCGUUGCAAACACCAUGCUCUACCAACUGAGCUACUUCCCUCCCCUACCCUGGACGACGCUGGGCCAAUUGUGCGCCGCCCCAUGGGUCUCCCGGUCACGGCCGGCUACGACAGAGCCUGGAUUCGAACCAGGAUCUCUAGUGGCACAGCUAGCACUGCGAUGCAGUGCCUUAGACCACUGUGCCACUCAGGAGGUUACACAGACUUAUCAUCUUGUGGCCCAGCUCUAUUGCUUCACUCAUUGUACAAGGCUAUCUUUCAUUCAUAAACCAUCUCCAUGAAUGACUCUCCUCAUAGUGUGUAAAGUGAUCUUAGUGGCCAUGUACUCUUAUAAUCUCCACCCGGCACAACCAGAAGAGGGCUGGCCACCCCUCAGAGCCUGGUUCCGCUCUAGGUUUAUUCCUAGGUUCCUGCCUUUCUGGGGAGUUUUUCCUAGCCACCGUGCUUCUACAUCUGCAUUGCUUGCUGUUUGGGGUUUUAGGCUGGGUUUCUGUAUAAGCACUUUGUGACAUCUGCUGAUGUAAAAAGGGCUUUAUAAAUAAAUGUGAUUGAUUGAUUAAGGAAAUCACAGAUUAAAAUCAAAAUGAUUUCUCAUUUGUGUUCCUUGUUUGUGUAACCUCCAGUAACUGAGGUCUAUAAUACUUCAUUUAUUGUUGAAGUGUAAACCCAGACCCAGGGCCUACCUCCCAGGGCCAAGCUGUCAGUCAUCACAGCUGAGGUUAACAGUGACACGGAUUAGGUCAGAUUUGACCCCCACCGGGUGUGUGUGACCUGUGUUAGUGUCUCAUGUCUCUGCCGUGGUGUCAGGUUCCCAUGUCCCCCUGUGUGAGUCAGUCUCAGUUGAGUAUGGGCUCAGUGUUCCUCACACCACCACCCUGGAGGCCACAGCCUAAUCAGCUUUGAUCCCGCCCCACAGCCACUGGAAGUAAAUGGGGUCUAAUCCCCAGAAAGCGCUAUAAAACACAGAGGAAUGCCUGGCACACAGGAGACCAUUCAAGCAGGGAUUACACAGAAAGCAGCUCAGUCUCAUGCGACCAGUACCCCGCCAUGUGUGUGUGUCCGUGCGUGAAUGUGUGCGUGCAUAUAUACUGAACAAAAAUAUAAACGCAAUAUGCAAACAUUUCAAAUAUUUUACUGAGUUACCGUUCAAAUAAGGAAAUCAGUCAAUUGAAAUUCAUUAGGCCUUAAUCUAUGGAUUUCACAUGACUGGAAAUACAGAUAUGCAUCUGUUGGUCACAGAUACCUUUAAAAAAAUGUAGGGGCAUGGAUCAGAAAAACAGUCAGUAUCUGGUGUGACUACCGUUUGCCUCAUGCAGCGCUACACAUCUCCUUCGCAUAGAGUUGAUCAGGCUGUUGAUUGUGGCCUGUGGAAUGUUGUUCCACUCCUCUUCAAUGGCUGUGUGAAGUUGUUGGUUUUGGUGGGAACUGGAAUACGCUGUCGUACACGUCAAUCAAGAGCAUCCCAAACAUGCUCAAUGGGUGACAUGUCUGGUGAGUAUGCAGGCCAUGGAAGAACUGGGACAUUUUCAGCUUCCAGGAAUUGUGUACAGAUCCUUGCGACAUGGGGCUGUGCAUUAUCAUGCUGAAACAUGAGGUGAUGACGGCAGAUGAAUGGCACGACAGUGGGCCUCAGGAUCUCGUCACGGUAUAUCUGUGCAUUCAAGUUGCCAUUGAUAAAAUGUAAUUGUGUUCGUUGUCCGUAGCUUAUGCUUGCCCAUACCAUAACCCCACCGCCAUCAUGGGGCACUCUGUUCACGACUUUGACAUCAGCAAACCGCUCGCCCACCAAACGCCAUAUGCAGUUGUGAGGCCGGUUGGACGUACUGCCAAAUUCUCUAAAACAACGUUGGAGGUGGCUUAUGGUAGAGAAAUUAACAUUCAAUUCUCUGGCAACAGCUAUGGUGGACAUUCCUGCAGUCAGCAUGCCAAUUGCACGCUCCCUCAAAACAUGAGACAUCUGUGGUAUUGUGUUGUGCACAUUUUAGAGUGGCCUUUUAGUGUCAUGUUGCGUUUAUAUUUUUGUUCAGUAUAUGAGUGCCAGUACUAGUUCACUGUGCAGGGGUACGAGGUAUUUGAGGUAGAUAUAUACAUGAAGGCAGAGUAAAGUGACUCGGCCCGCGGGUGAUUUUAUUUGGCCCCCGAAGUUUUCUUAGCAAAAGAUCAGCUCCAAGUGAUUUUAAUUUUGGAAGUCAAUUUUGCAACUCAAUAUUAGGAAGGUGUUCCUAAUGUUUGGUACACUCAGUGUAGUCUUGUGAGUGUGCAUAGUCAGUGCAAGAUAGGGUCCGUGCAGAUAGUCCAGGUACCCAUUUAAUUAACUAUUUAUCAGUCUUAUGGCUAUUUAUCAGUCUUAUGGCUUGAGAGUAGAAGCUGUCUCGGAGCCUGUUGGUCCAAGAGCCGAUGCUCCGGUACCGUUUGCCGGACGGUAGCAGAGGAAACAGUCUAUGGCUUGGGUGGCUGGAGUCUUUGGCAGACGCUGCCUGAUAUAUAAGUCCUGGAUGGCAGGGAGCUCGGCCCCAGUGAUGUACUGGGUUGUCCGCACCACCCUCUGUAGCACUUUGUGGUCGAGGGUGGUGCGUUUGUCAUACCAAGCGGUGAUGCAGCCAGUCAAGAUGCUCUCGAUGGUGCAGCUGUAUAAAUUUUUGAGGAUCCGAGUGCCCAUGCCAAAUCUUUUUAGCCUCCUGAGGGGGAAGAGGCGCUGUCGGGCCCUCUUCACGGCUGUGCGGGUGUGUGUGGACCAUGUUACAUCCUUAGUGAUGUGGACGCCAAGGAACUUGAAGCUCUCGACCCGCUCCACUACAGCCCUGUCGAUGUGGAUGGGGGCGUGCUCUCCCCUCUUUCUCUUGUAGCCCACGAUCAGCUCCUGGUAUUCCCGGCAGCCUUGCGAGUGUUAACCUGUUCAGUUUUACUCACAUCGGCCACUGAGAGAGAUAUCACACAGUCAUCCUGAACAACCGGAGCUUUCACGCAAGGCUCAGUGUUGUAUUCCUCGAAGCGAGCAUAAUUAGACAUGGAAGUUCUGCAUCACUGGGCAUCUCACGGCUGGGUUUCUCUUUGUAAUCCGUUAACGUCUGCAAACCCUGCCACAUACGACAAGCGGCAGAGCCGGUUUAAUAGGAUUCCACCUUCCUCCUGUAUUGUCCUUUUGCAUGUUUGAUGUCUCGUCAGAGGUUGUAGCGGGUUUUCUUGUAUGCGCCCAAGUCUGUGUCCUGUUCAUUGUAAGCGGUCGCUCUAGCCUUUAGCCCAGCACGGAUAUUGCCUGUAAUCCAUGGUUUUUGGUUUGGAUACGUUCGUAUAGUCACUGUGGGGACGACGUCAUCUAUACACCUAUUGAUGAAGCCCAUGACUGAGAUGGUAAACUCCUCAAUACUAUCGGAUGAAUCCCAGAAGAUUAUGUCCCAGUCUGUACUAGCAGAACAGUCUUGUAGCCUUGCGUUUACUUCAUCGGACCACUUCCGUAUUGAGCGUGUCACUGGUACUUCCUGUUGGAGCUUUUGUUUGUAAACAGGAACCAGGAGAAUAGAGUCAGGGUUAGAUUUGCCGAAGGGAGGACAAGGGAGGGGCUUGUAUGCGUUUCUGAGGGUAGAAUAAAAGUGGUCUAGAGUUUUAGCACCCCUAGUGGCGCAGGAGACAUGUUGGUGAAAGUGAGGUAGAACGGAUGCCUCUGGGUGUUGUUCUUGUGUUUUUUUUUUUUUUCGUGUUUUUUUUGGGGGGGUAGAUCAGCUUAAUAUUGCAGAUAGAUUGUAACUUCCAUCAAUGUAAUUGUCUGCAUCACUUCCAAUCCCCCAUGUUUUUUAUAUAUAUACUCCCCUUUAUUACUUUUCAACCCCGCCAUCAUUUCCCUACUUGGGGUAAAUUAGUGAACAACAAUGCCCAGGCCUCUACUUCCAGCCUAUACUUACUAUCUACACCUUAUGGACACAGUCAAUUUUACAAUAAUUCUAUUUUAUUUGUUUUUGCUCCUGAACUUCUUCUACUCUCAACCUCUCCGAUCAUUUUCAUGCUGUCCAUCCGGAUUGCUUCUAUAUGCCAUAUCUUUCUAACUGUGCUCUUUCCCAAAAGCUCCCAACAUACAACCUAUAUACUUAUUAUGGACACAGUAUGCUUACAUUAUUAGUUAUCUUGUUAUUAUUUGUUGUUAUUUAUUAUUAGUCCCAUCCUUCAACUCCAUUCAAUACCUCCCAUCUAUCUCUUAACACCAUCCAUAUAGGAUUUCUAUUUGCCAUAUAUAUUUCAACCGUACUGUGAUGUUUUUACAAAAGUUCUGAACCUUUCUAUUCUCAUUGCUUCUACAGAUUGUGAAUUAAAAAUAAAAAAAUUUGCUAAAAGUAUUAUUAUAUUAUUGAUCGAUUGACUAUGACUUUUCAGAUCACCCAGUAAUGCUAUCUGCAAGGUUAGCUCCAGGUAAAUAUUGCAAUCCUUUAGCCAUUCCUGGACCUGUGUCCAAAAACAAGCUACAAAUGGACAGAACCAAAACAAAUGAUCUAAUGUCUCUUCACAGCAAAAUCUGCAGAGCUGGGAAGAUUGUAUCCCCCAUAUAAAUAACAUUCUAUUGGUAGCAAGAAUUUUAUAUAAUAAUUUAAAUUUAAAGAUUCUAAUUUUUGAAUCCAGUGUCGUUUUGCGUGUCAGUUCAUAAACACUAUGCCAUGGGAUUGGUACGUCAAAAAUCUCUUCCCAACUAUUUUGCAAUUUAUACAGUGGGGAAAAAAAGUAUUUAGUCAGCCACCAAUUGUGCAAGUUCUCCCACUUAAAAAGAUGAGAGAGGCCUGUAAUUUUCAUCAUAGGUACACGUCAACUAUGACAGACAAAUUGAGAUUUUUUUUCUCCAGAAAAUCACAUUGUAGGAUUUUUUAUGAAUUUAUUUGCAAAUUAUGGUGGAAAAUAAGUAUUUGGUCACCUACAAACAAGCAAGAUUUCUGGCUCUCACAGACCUGUAACUUCUUCUUUAAGAGGCUCCUCUGUCCUCCACUCGUUACAUGUAUUAAUGCCACCUGUUUGAACUUGUUAUCAGUAUAAAAGACACCUGUCCACAACCUCAAACAGUCACACUCCAAACUCCACUAUGGCCAAGACCAAAGAGCUGUCAAAGGACACCAGAAACAAAAUUGUAGACCUGCACCAGGCUGGGAAGACUGAAUCUGCAAUAGGUAAGCAGUUUGGUUUGAAGAAAUCAACUGUGGGAGCAAUUAUUAGGAAAUGGAAGACAUACAAGACCACUGAUAAUCUCCCUCGAUCUGGGGCUCCACGCAAGAUCUCACCCCGUGGGGUCAAAAUGAUCACAAGAACGGUGAGCAAAAAUCCCAGAACCACACGGGGGGACCUAGUGAAUGACCUGCAGAGAGCUGGGACCAAAGUAACAAAGCCUACCAUCAGUAACACACUAUGCCGCAAGGGACUCAAAUCCUGCAGUGCCAGAUGUGUCCCCCUGCUUAAGCCAGUACAUGUCCAGGCCCGUCUGAAGUUUGCUAGAGUGCAUUUGGAUGAUCCAGAAGAGGAUUGGGAGAAUGUCAUAUGGUCAGAUGAAACCAAAAUAGAACUUUUUGGUAAAAACUCAACUCGUCGUGUUUGGAGGACAAAGAAUGCUGAGUUGCAUCCAAAGAACACCAUACCUACUGUGAAGCAUGGGGGUGGAAACAUAAUGCUUUGGGGCUGUUUUUCUGCAAAGGGACCAGGACGACUGAUCAGUGUAAAGGAAAGAAUGAAUGGGGCCAUGUAUCGUGAGAUUUUGAGUGAAAACCUCCUUCCAUCAGCAAGGGCAUUGAAGAUUAAACGUGGCUGGGUCUUUCAGCAUGACAAUGAUCCCAAACACACCGCCCGGGCAACGAAGGAGUGGCUUCGUAAGAAGCAUUUCAAGGUCCUGGAGUGGCCUAGCCAGUCUCCAGAUCUCAACCCCAUAGAAAAUCUUUGGAGGGAGUUGAAAGUGGAGGAGGAGGAGGAGGAGGAGGAGGAGGAAGAGGAGGGAGGGAAUGCUAAGACACAUCACAGGACAAUACUCUUCUUGGGUUCAGAGAGAGAGAGAGAGAGAGAGAGAGAGAGAGAGCGAGAGAGCGAGCGAGAGAGAGAGAGAGAGAGAGAGAGGUGUUGCCCAGCGACAGCCCCAAAACAUCACUGCUCUAGAGGAGAUCUGCAUGGAGGAAUGGGCCAAAAUACCAGCAACAGUGUGUGAAAACCUUGUGAAAACGUUUGACCUCUGUCAUUGCCAACAAAGGGUAUAUAACAAAGUAUUGAGAAACUUUUGUUAAUGCAAAUUCUUAUUUUCCACCAUAAUUUGCAAAUAAAUUCAUUAAAAAUCCUACAAUGUGAUUUUCUGGAUUUCUUUUUCUCAUUUUGUCUGUCAUAGUUGACGUGUACCUAUGAUGAAAAUUACAGGCCUCUCUCAUCUUUUUAAGUGGGAGAACUUGCACAAUUGGUGGCUGACUAAAUACUUUUUUUCCCCACUGUAUGGGACGGCUGUCAAUCCUUUGGUCCUUAAGUGAAACUGAUAUACUUUUUUAUUUAUCACAGUUUUCCUUAACCAAUUAUGUUCUUUAAUGUAAGGCCGACAGACAAGUUCCUUACUUUCUCCCCCUUCCACUUUCCUCUUCCACUUUUGCGGUAAGGCUGCAAUUAUUUGGUUGUAAUUUUGGGUAGAGCAGACAUUUCCAUAUGUUUUUGUUAGCUGCAUGUGCGACAUAACUCCACCAGUCCUACCGAUGAUAUAAUUACGAAGAUUAUACCUUUUUUAAACAUUUUUCUGUCAAAAAAUAAAGGUUUUUGGUCAAUUUGUAUAUUUGAAUUUAACCACAAUAUUUGUUGCAUUAUUUGUUCUGUCGUUUCUGGAGGAUUAAAUUGAAAUUGCAACCAACUUUCUAUGGCUUGUUUUAGAAAGAGUGAUAUUUGGGAGAUUAUUUCCUUUUCAAAUAACUGAAAAUUAGUGGUUGUAGUCUGAAUAAAGGGAAAAAGGCCAUUCUUGAACAUUGGGUGAGACAAUCUUACUAAUUUGCUUGAGAACCAGUUCGGAUUUAAGUAUAACUUUUGUAUGACUGAAGCUUUUAGUGAUAGGUCUAAUGCUUUAAUAUUUAAUAAUUUCUGUCCUCCGAAUUCAUAUUGUCAGAAGGGAACCGAUGUGGAUGUGGUGGAGGAGUCAGGCGCAGGACACAGAGGUUAAGUCCAACAGACUUUAAUAAUCCAAAGUCAAAUGUCCAAAAGUAACACGACCUCGACAAAACAAGAGGCGAGGGAGAAUUACGCAUACACGCGUAAACACUAAACAUAAAACAAACAGAGUGCAAACACGUAGCUCCGAACAGCAUGACAGUGAAAACAACACACAAUCAUACUAGUGCAAAACAAGGAACUUAUACGACACGUAAUCAACACACAAAUGGACACAGGUGUAACAGACAGACAAAAGCAAUCAAAUAACGAAAACAUAGAGCGGUGGCAGCUAGUACUCCGGGGACGGCGAACGCCGAAGCCUGCCCGAACCAGGAGGAGGAGCAGUCUCGGCCGAAACCGUGACAGUACCCCCCCCCUUGACGUGCGGCUCCAGCCGUGCGCCGACCCCGGCCUCGGGGACGGCCAGGAGGACGCGGACCCGGGCGCGUGGGAUGCCCACGGUGAAACUCAGUCAGGAGGGAUGGAUCGAGUAUGUCCCUCCUGGGCACCCAGCACCGUUCCUCCGGACCGUACCCCUCCCACUCCACGAGAUACUGGAGACCACUCAUCCGGCGCCUCGAGUCCAAGAUGGUCCGGACUCUGUACGCCGGGGCCCCCUCGAUGUCCAAAGGGAGCGGAGGGGUCUCUCCUAUCUCAUCUUCUUGGAGUGGGCCAGCUACCACCGGCCUGAGAAGAGACACAUGGAACGAGGGGUUAAUAUUUUUAUACUCUAUAGGCAGUUGUAACCUGUAACACACCUCGUUCAAUCUUCUCAGGACUUUGAAGGGCCCCACAAACCGCCGACCCAGCUUCCGGCAGGGCAGGCGGAGGGGCAGGUUUCGAGUCGAGAGCCAGACUCGAUCUCCCGGUGCGUAUACCGGUCCCUCACUGCGGUGGCGAUCGGCGCUCGCCUUUUGUUGACGGAUGGCACGCUGCAGAUGGACAUGGGCAGCGUCCCACGUCUCCUCCGAGCGCCGAAUCCACUCGUCCACCGCAGGGGCCUCGAUCUGGCUCUCGUGCCAUGGUGCCAGGACCGGCUGAUAACCUAAAACACACUGGAAAGGUGUUAAAUUGGUGGAGGAGUGGCGGAGAGAGUUCUGGGCCAUCUCUGCCCAGGGAAUGAACCUAGACCACUCCUCCGGCCGGUCCCGGCAAUAGGACCUCAAAAACCUACCCACAUCCUGGUUGACACGUUCCACCUGCCCAUUGCUCUCUGGGUGAUACCCCGAGGUAAGGCUUACCGAGACCCCCAACCGUUCCAUGAACGCCCCCCAAACUCGGGAGGUGAACUGGGGACCUCGGUCAGACACUAUAUCCUCGGGGACCCCAUAGUGCCGGAACACAUGGGUAAAUAGGGCCUCAGCGGUUUGUAGGGCAGUAGGGAGACCCGGCAUGGGAAGGAGACGACAGGCCUUGGAAAACCGAUCCACAACGACCAAAAUGGUGGUAUUCCCCUGGGAGGGGGGUAGGUCGGUUACGAAAUCCACCGAUAGGUGGGACCAUGGUCGUUGUGGAACGGGCAGGGGAUGUAGCUUACCCCUGGGCAAAUGUCUAGGCGCCUUACACUGGGCACACACCGAGCAGGAGGAGACAUAAACCCUCACAUCCCUAGCUAACGUUGGCCACCAGUAUUUCAUGCUAAGACAGUGCACGGUCCGGCCAAUACCUGGAUGUCCAGAGGAGGGUGAUGUAUGAGCCCAAUAAAUAAGACGAUCACGAAUCUCGAGCGGCACGUACGUCCGCCCCACAGGACACUCGGGGGGAGUAGGGUCGGUACGCAGUGCCCGCUCGAUUUCCGCAUCGACCUCCCAUACCACCGGAGCCACCAAACAAGACUCCGGCAAUAUGGAAGUAGGCUCGUUGGACCUCUCCUCUGUGUCAUACCGCCGGGACAGGGCGUCUGCCUUACCAUUCUGGGACCCAGGGAUGUAUGUGAUCUUAAAAACAAACCGGGUUAGGAACAUGUUCCACCUAGCCUGACGAGGGUUCAAUCUCCUAGCUGCCCGGAUGUACUCCAGGUUACGGUGAUCAGUCAGAAUGAGGAAAGGGUGUUGAGCCCCCUCAAGCCAAUGCCUCCACACCUUUAGGGCCUGGACUACGGCUAACAGCUCCCUGUCCCCAACAUCAUAGUUGCGCUCCGCCGAGCUGAGCUUCUUGGAGUAGAACGCACAGGGGCGGAGUUUAGGUGGCGUGCCGGACCGCUGUGACAGAACUGCCCCAAUACCGGUCUCGGACGCGUCUACCUCUACUUGGAAUGGCAAAGAGGGAUCCGGAUGCGCCAGCACAGGAGCCGAGGUGAACAGGUUCUUUAGUUUGACAAAUGCCCUGUCCGCCUCAGCCGACCACUGCAAACGAACCUGACCCCCCUUUAGCAGGGACGUAAAGGGAGCUGCAACCUGUCCAAAACCCCGAAUAAACCUCCGGUAGUAAUUAGCAAAACCCAAGAACUGCUGCACCUCUUUUACCGUUGUUGGAGUUUGCCAAUUACACACGGCCGAUACCCGGUCUACCUCUAUCUCCACACCAGACGCGGACAACCGAUAACCCAAAAAGGAGACGGACUCCUGGAAGAACAGGCAUUUCUCUGCCUUGACAUACAAGUCAUGCUCCAACAGUCUUCUCAACACUCGGCGCACCUGGGCUACAUGCUCGGCUCGUGUAGAAGAAUACACUAGGAUGUCGUCGAUGUAAACUACUACACCCUGCCCAUGCAUGUCCCGGAAAAUCUCGUCAACAAAGGAUUGGAAGACUGAAGGAGCAUUCAUUAACCCGUAUGGCAUGACGAGAUACUCGUAAUGACCCGAGGUGGUGCUAAAUGCUGUUUUCCAUUCAUCCCCCUCCCUAAUGCGCACCAGAUUAUACGCGCUCCUGAGAUCCAACUUUGUGAAGAACCGCGCUCCGCGUAACGAUUCCGUCAUCGUCGCAAUCAGUGGAAGUGGGUAACUGUAUUUAACUGUGAUCUGAUUGAGACUACGGUAAUCAAUACACGGGCGCAAUCCCCCGUCCUUCUUCUUCACAAAGAAGAAACUCGAGGAGACCGGGGAAGUGGAGGACCGUAUGUAUCCCUGUGCCAAGGACUCGGCUAUGUAAGUCUCCAUAGCCGCUGUCUCCUCUUGAGACAGGGGAUACACACGACUCCGUGGCAGAGCCGCUCCUGUUUGGAGAUUUAUCGCACAGUCCCCCUGUCUAUGAGGAGGUAGCCGUGUUGCCCUCGAUUUGCUAAACACAAGUGCUAAAUCCUCAUACUCAGGGGGAAUGCGCAGUGCGGGCACUUGGUUCGGACUCUCUACCGAGGUCGCCCCUACGGAAACACCUAAACAUCUCCCUACACACUGGGCAGACCACUCCAUAAGAGCUCUCUGUUGCCACGCUAUGGUAGGAUCAUGGGUACUUAACCAGGGAAGGCCCAACACCACGGGGUACGCAGGAGAGUCAAUCAGAUAAAACUGAAUGAUCUCCUCAUGACCCCCCUGCGUCGUCAUCGUCAGUGGUGCUGUGACCUCCCUGAUCAGGCCCGACCCCAACGGCCGGCUGUCUAAUGCGUGGACAGGAAAUGGAGCUUCUACCGGCCGAAGGGGAAUUCCUAACCUACAACAAAAUGCCCGAUCAAUAAAGUUCCCAGCUGCGCCUGAAUCUACUAGCGCCUUAUGCUGGGAAUGAGGUGCCACCUGUGGAAAUUUCACAGGAAUACUCAUGUGACCAACAGAAAGCUCUGGGUAAGUGGGGCGCCUGCUCACCUGAAAUGACUCCCCAGUGCGUGGCCUGUUGUCACCUCUCCCAGGAGACCCUCCCCAGCACCUGGCCGCGGUGUGUCCUCCACGACCACAGGUGGUGCAGGGGAUGGCCCCCCUCGGGUUACCUCUCCUCCUCUCUCUAGCGCCAGCACCCCCGAGCUCCAUGGGAAUCGGCUCGGAGGUGCUGGAGGGCGGAAUGGACGACCCCCACUCGGGACGUCCGCGGGUAGCCAGCAGGGUGUCUAGACGGAUGGAAAUGUCCACCAACUGGUCGAACGACAGGUUGGUGUCCCUGCAGGCCAGCUCACGACGAACGUCCUCUCGUAGGCUACACCGGUAGUGGUCGAUGAGGGCCCUCUCAUUCCACCCCGCAUCCGCUGCUAGUGUCCGGAACUCCAGUGCGAACUCCUGUGCGCUCCUCUUCUCCUGUCGGAGGUGGAACAGACGCUCUCCCGCCGCUUUCCCCUCAGGUGGAUGAUCGAAGACAGCCCUGAAGCGGCGGGAGAACUCCGCGUAGGUGAUGGUUGCGGCGUCUAUUCCCCUCCAUUCGGCGUUGGCCCACUCCAACGCCUUGCCGGAUAGACAGGAGAUGAGGGCGGAGACGCUCUCGUAUCCCGAGGGCGCCGGGUGUAUGGUGGCCAGGUAAAGUUCCACCUGCAGGAGAAAUCCCUGACACCCGGCUGCAGAACCGUCAUAUGCCCUCGGGAGCGAGAGCCGAAUGCCACUGGGUUCCGGUGCUGAGAGAGGAGGACUGGCCGUUGGUGAUGGGAUGUUGUAAGAGUGCGUGGGCACCUCUCGAUUCACCAAUCGGCGCAGAGUGUUGGACACAUCCUCCAUGGCGGCCCCGAGUUGCCGGAUCAUGGUGUCCUGGUAGUUGAUCCGGUCUUCCAGGGAUUCGGGUGCCGCCGCUGUUCCUGCUGACUCCAUGGUGGUGUGUUGUUCUGUCAGAAGGGAACCGAUGUGGAUGUGGUGGAGGAGUCAGGCGCAGGACACAGAGGUUAAGUCCAACAGACUUUAAUAAUCCAAAGUCAAAUGUCCAAAAGUAACACGACCUCGACAAAACAAGAGGCGAGGGAGAAUUACGCAUACACGCGUAAACACUAAACAUAAAACAAACAGAGUGCAAACACGUAGCUCCGAACAGCAUGACAGUGAAAACAACACACAAUCAUACUAGUGCAAAACAAGGAACUUAUACGACACGUAAUCAACACACAAAUGGACACAGGUGUAACAGACAGACAAAAGCAAUCAAAUAACGAAACAUAGAGCGGUGGCAGCUAGUACUCCGGGGACGGCGAACGCCGAAGCCUGCCCGAACCAGGAGGAGGAGCAGUCUCGGCCGAAACCGUGACACAUAUUCAUUAUAUAAAUAGGCCCUUUUAAUUUUGUCUGGCUUGCCGUUCCAAAUAAAAUUGAAUAGUUUUUUCUCAUAUAAUUUAAAAAACUGUUCGCUAGGCGUAGGCAAGACCAUAAGCAAAUAGGUAAACUGGGAUAAUACUAAAGAGGUAAACUACAUGGUAAUGUAAAAAUUGUAUUUUUUAGUGAUCCAAUACGUAAUCUAGUACAUUUGUCAUAAUUUGGUUGUAAUCCAGAGUGGUUAGAAAAUGGAUCUAGAUCCUCUAUGAGGCUGUGGAGGGAUUCUAGUUGUGGAUUUAAAAGAAAACAUGAAUCAUCAUGUGUUGAUUCUUGUUUGUUUAUGGCCCCAUACAGUUAGUUGUGUGCCAAAUUGGUGUUGGCUUGUGGAGGGAUGUGAUAAUUACGGAUGAGAACUCUCUAGGUAGAUAAAAGGGUCUGCAGCUUACCAUGAGAUAUUCUAUAUCAGGUGAGCAAAAGCUCAAGAUUUCCUUCACACUGGAAGCAGUGCACCAGUUGUUGUUUAUGAAGAGGCACACCCUCCUCCUUUGGACUUGCCCGAGGCUGACUAGGAGGGGUUCUUCAUAUUAUCUAGAAAAUACAUAUAUUUGAUCAUUUGUUUCUAUGUACCGAACUUUUCUUUUACAUGUAGCUAUUCCUUCCUGCGUUUUUAUGCAUUAAGGUUUUGUAGUCGGCCCAAACCGACAGUGACGUUUCUAUCUGUGAAGAGUAUAAAGGCCAUCUAAAUCAAGGCCUCUGAGACCCAGCUAUCUGUCCGCUGCUUGGCCCCCCCUCACCGCGCCUGUCUCUCUCUGCUGCUCCCAGCUCAUUUAUAGCACACAGGAUUAAGGAAGGUUUACGGUUUGCUGUUGGAGCAGAAUAUCGCAGAGAGGGGAGUUGGAAUAUAGUCAGUCAAUGCAUUAGAGCAAAACCUUUGUUUUUUGUUGCCAUGGGUACCGUUACACGGUUGUCAUAGGGGGCUCUUGAUUUUUUGGGUUGUUUAGGUGGGUGGUGAUGGGGGUGUUUUAAGCCUUUUAUUAAUAAGCCUUGCCCUCAUCUGCUCUCACAUACAGUGCUAUGGGCUGAUGGAGCAACACCGUUUACUCCCACAGAACCUUCUGUAUAUAGCAUUAGACAUGGGGCAGGAUGUUUAGCUGCAUGGCUGGACUGGGCUGCUUUAUGCUUGGCUGGCGUUGUGGGCAGAGUGGGGUGAGUUGACGGUGUGUCCUAAAUGGCACCCUAUUCCCUAUAUAAUGUACUACCUUUGGUCUACCAGUAGUGCAUUACAUAGGGGCCCUGGUCAAAAGUUGUGCACUAAAUAGGGAAUAGGGUGCACAACUUAAUGAGCCAGGCCAGAGUACAGGGUUCACUGGCCAAGAAUUCCCCCAGAAUCGUGUUGUUGCAGGGUGUCUUGGUGCAGCAAACCAAAGUGUGUGAAAUAGCCCUCACCACUGUUCUUACCUGGGGUUUUAGAUCAGUGUUCUUGGCUUGAAAGCUGAAUUUUUCCUAAUCUCACAAUUUUCAAAAAUGUUCAAGAGUGCAAUACAAUACAUGCCUCUUAAGGCGCUUCUAACGACUGUGUGUAUAUUUACUAUGUGUUGUCAAAUUCAGCUACUCUAUUCCUCAGUGGGUGUGAUUUUGUUUUAGAAUUUAUGCAUCGUGAGCAUGGACUUCAUAUCUCAUUGCAAAGUAUUAAUAUAUAGCAGUGGAGGCUGCUGAGGGGAGGACAUCUCAUAAUAAUGUCUGGAAUGGAGUGAAUGGAAUGGUGUCAAACACGUGUUUGAUACCAUUCCAUUUACUCCAUUCCAGACAUUAUUAUGAGCCAUCCUCCCCUCAGCAGCCUCCACUGAUACAUAGUAAUGUAUAGUAAUGCACAGUAUCGUAGCUGCUCUGUACUUGCUAUGUCCAACCUCAGUGAGCAGGGAAAGGCUGUGUCUGUGGUUAUAUCUGUGGCUGUGGCUGUGGAGAGUGUGUGUGUGUAUGGAGGUCAGUAGGCAGGCCUAUUCCUGGGCCCAGUUGUUUUUGGAACACUUGUUCUUUGAGCCGUUUGUGGCUGUGUGUUGGCUGAGAGGACUGGGUUUUAAUUGCUGUGCUGUGUCAGGACGGGAAGGGAGGAGGUCACAGACGGUCCCUCACUGUCACUCUAAACACACAACAGAGGAUAGUGUGGUUUCACCCAGGCACUGUCAGUAGUACAAUGCUCCUGGUUUUAAUGGUCUUCCUGGUGACCACAGGACAGGGGAAUGAGGGGAGGAGGAGGAGGAGGAAGAGGAAGAGGAAGAGGAAGAGGAAGAGGAAGAGGAAGAGGAAGAGGAAGAGGAGGGAGGGAAUGCUAAGACACAUCACAGGACAAUACUCUUCU